Messenger RNA from Podarcis lilfordi (Lilford's wall lizard), 75270 nucleotides. The record is from the annotation of a GenBank genome assembly. NCBI's taxonomy places the organism in Eukaryota, Metazoa, Chordata, Lepidosauria, Squamata, Lacertidae.
GGUGAGUGGAAGUGCUUGAAAAGAAGAAGGGAGGCGGCGGCGGCGGCAGCUUAGGUUACGCGGCGUGUAUAUCUCCUCGCACACGCGCUGGGAAGAGGUAUAUGGCGCUAGGAACUGGAUUGGCCCAGGCUCCCAGCAUCUCAUCUCCGUAGGGAGAAACGUGCCUUUGCUUUUCUUUCCUCAGAGCCCGGGCUUCGGCGCCUCGAGGAAGGGUCCAAGCUAGCCUCUCCUCUCCUUCCCUUCGCGGCGGCGCUGUGGCGAGGGUGCCACCCUUGGGUUGGGCAGCUGCGGCGGCUGCUCCGAAGAGCGCCAAGGAACUUUAAUCAAACUUCUUUAUUUUUAGCCUCGCAGAGACUCACUCGCUCCCCGUCCUCUGGGGACCCGAGAGCGGCGGCCGCGGGCUCGGAAAGUAUCAGCCCGCAGCUUUGGGCUGGGCUCUCUUGGCGCUCGGCUCGUGGCACUCGCCGCCGCCGGUAACCGCCUGAAACGCCUUCAUUCUUUCAGCCCGGAGCGAGCGCGAGGGAAGCAGCCCCAGCCGCCGCCGCCGCCGCCGCUCUCCCUGUAACAGCAGGCAAUUAGCUUCGCGCCCGUUCGCGGAGGGAAGGCGGCAGGUCCGAGGCACCACGUCUCCCUCCCUCCUCCCUCCCUCGGGCUCCGGCUCCGGCUCUCGCCCCGCCCCUCCUUCCCCUCAGCCGCUGCCCGGCGUGUGGUGCAGAGCGCGGCUUCGCGAGCGAACAAGCGGCUGGAGGCGCGACAGCACCGCCGCCAGCCGGAGCCGGGAGGCUUAGGCUGCGCUGCCUGCGAAGCGGAGCGAACUCCUCGACCCUCCUCCUCCUCCUCCCCCCCAUCCCGCCGUCCCCUCGUCAGGAAAGUGUGAGGAGGAGAAGAAAGGGGCGAACAAGAGCGAGGUAAGUGGAGCGAGGAGGGGCGCGGGCGGCGAGAGAUGCUGGCCGUGGAGGCUCGACGAGGCGACGCUGAGGGGAAAGAAGUUGAGGGGAAGGAGGCCGCAGCACGUGCCGCCCCACCGCCGCCGGGUCUCGUUUGGGACCCGCAUUGGUGAGCGCGCGGCGCCGCCGGGGAAGCGCCCCAAGGUCAGCGGCAGGCGAGAGCUCCGGCGUCCGCGCGAACUGGGGCUCCACCCCGGCUCUCGUCUCCACUUUGUGGGAAGAAGUUGUGUGGAGCAAGUCGAGGAGGGGGUGGGGUGCGCUGGAAGGGGGGGGGUCGGCCUCAGUGCGCAGGCGUAGGAGCGCCAGACCUGCCCGGGAAGGUGGCAGCGCGCGGUGCCCCUCUGGAGAGCCCAAGGGGCACGGAGGGAAGCGGAGCCAGGCACGGGCGACUGGGCGUGGGGAAGAGGCGCUGAAGACGCCCGGGGCGCCUUGGGAGUCGUCUCUGCACCCUCCUGGCAGGAGGCGCAGGCUGGCACAGGUGUAGCAACAAAAGGAAACUUGGCCCCGGCUUCUUUGGUUGUGCUCUGCACUUUGUAUGAUCUUAGCUCGUUUUUCCCUUCCUCCAGAGCCUUUUGCCAUAGGCUGGCUUUUUGAGAGGCUGGCUUGCCCAAAGCUACCCAAGGGAGCGCAGGAAUUUUAACCAGGGUGCCCUCUAACCACUAUACCGCGCUGACAGUCAACAGGCUAAGGAGAUGCAGUAGAUGAAAUCCUCAGAAAUUAAAAGACGUUAGAAUAACCGUGCACUCAUCCAAACAGGGUUAUUGGGGUGCUGUAAGGAACAUGGAUGAGUUGUUUUGGCAGAACUCUGUCAUAAUGCACUGGCUCUUUCUGCCUUUCUUCUCCUGCCCGCUUAGUGCCACGGAUAGUUGUACUCCUGACAUCUAUUUAGCACCAGCCAUACCCAAGGCAGGCUAUAGGGCUCUGAUAAGUGCUGCCCUCUCUUUGGACUUCCAAGGUAUAUUAGAGCAGUAUGAUAAGAAGGGAUGGGAGCAAAGGCAUAAUGCAUGCACAUGGCAAGUUACCAGAAGCACAGUCGUGAUUGGGAUAUUUGUCCUGACACUCACAAACGCUGAGUUGGCGUGCUGCAGGCUUGGCUGCUUGUAGGAGUUCUUUGUACAGGAGUGUGGUGUGGUCGAUAGUAUUUGUGUAAAAUCCUUGGGAAGCAUGUAGAUUAGGCAUUCUGUCAAUGCAGUAGCAUAUAUUUAAACAGGAUCAUAUAAGCCCUCGCUGCUUCAUAAACCUAUAUGACUAUAUUAUACUGCUAUAUAUUAGAACAAGCAUGAAACAUACUGUAUUGCUAACUGGAAGCAUUUACUUCUUUUUAAUGCCUUGAGGGUGUAUAGAGAUACACACGUUUUUGGAUGAAGUUUUGCUAAAUCAUUCUGGCUGUUGAAUGAAUGCCAGCUUUUAUAAGCCUAUCUGAAAUAAUAAUCAUUCUAACGUAUCGUUUGAUUGGACCCAUUUAUAUAUGAAUGCAUGUGUGCUUGAGUUGGUGAAUGUGUCUAUAAGUGGCCUUUAUAUAUUAGCACAGUUUGUGGAGAGCUGUGUUUCUUCACAUAGUACCGUUUGGUUGCUUGAUUAGACUGCUUGCUAAAAAGCUUUCUGCCAUGACAAUAUCGGCCACAGCAUCUAUAGAGAAGACAAUUUGUAGAUUCAUCUGACACCGAGACACUGGUCAGUCAUUGGCUCGUCCUUUCUGCUAGUGGUAGUCACUGUUCAGCGACAACUUGGUGAUGAACUUGAAAUGCUUUUAACUUUCCCCUCAUUUCCAUCUUCUUCUGUAAAGCAACACAUGAUAGCAAUUUCCUGGGGGGGGGGAGCAUUGAAAAGUCAGAAAAGCAGGCACAUUGUUUUGCAUUUGGCAUGUGAAACUUUAAAAUCCUCUUUUAGGUAGUUUUAAAAUUGCCCUUCUCACUUCUUCUUAAGUUAUUGAUAAUAGUGAGGUGUGCAGUGCAUUGUGUCUGUUUCUUAAUACACACAUCCAUUAAUUUAGUAGACAGGCUGUGCUACUCAGCAUUUACACUCUGUGAAAUGAAAGGGGUAUUUGAUUUAAAAAUAAAAUAAAAUUGCCCUUUCAAAAUGUUGUGUGUCUGAAGCAAGGCCUUAGAAGAGUUGCAUAAUAACUAAGAUAAUGCAAUUUUGUUGCCACCUCACUGGGUUGCCUGUUGGGCUCAGCACUAUAAAACAGAAUUGCUGAUUGGCUAAUUACAGCAUUUUUAUGGUGAUUUGUCAGGAAAGAAUUGUGAAAUAGCCUGUAUCUCAAGUGCGGCUUGGCUGUUCUUCCUGCUGCCACCCUCAUUUAACUCAAAUCAAGAUAGAUAUGUCUUCCAGAAAAAGUGUUUAUGGGGAUAAAACUAGUAAAUAUAUUCUGAUAAUAAUGAAAUAUUCACAUCCAACUGAUGAACUGAAUAGUUGUCUGUUGCUGCUGAAACUGGCUUCAGAGUUCAUUAACAAGUUCUUACGUACAGUGGUACCUCUACUUACGAACUUAAUUCAUUCCGGAGGUCCAUUCUUAAACUGACACUGUUCUUAACCAGAGGCGUGCUUUCGCUAAUGGGGCCUCUUGCUGCCGCUAUACCACCGGCACACAAUUUCUGUUCUCAUCCUGGGGCAAAGUUCUCAACUUGAGGUAACUCUUCCAGGUUAGUGGAGUUUGUAACCUGAAGCAUUUGUAACCUGAGGCGUUUGUAACUCGAGGUACCACUGUAACACAAAAACUUUAAGCAUCUAAUCACCAUUAAAUUUAAGCAUUGCUAUAUUGGUGAUAAAUGUUUCCAUUUUACUAUUAUGAUACUUUGUUCUGUAGACAUCUGACCCUUUAGAUCAUAAUUAUUGGUAGGCUUGAAAGACAAAUACUGGUAUCUUUAGCAAAGUCAUUCUUGAAGUCCUCACAUAAAGAAUACUGUCACUUAUUGUUCAUUUCAUAAACCAUGGCUUCAAUACUUCUUCCAACAGUUUCAGAUCUUAUGUCAGUGAAUAUCCAUUCUGAAUUUAUAUAGCUGCGAAUUACCUUCAUUAUGUGAAGCAUAUCUAAGAUAUAUAUCUCUUGUUUCUGACAUAUAAAGCCAUUGGCAACUUGUAAAUCUGGGCUAAUCAAAGAAUGACUCAAUUUUGCACAUUAGCAAUGAUUUUUCAUGAAGAGUAAAUAUUUUGGAGAGGUGACAGAAUAAGAUGUGCUUGUUUAUUCAUUUCUGUAGACAAACAUUUCAGUGAACAACAUUAGUCUUCUGCUUACCAUAAUUACGGAGGGGAAUUCCUGAAAUCACCAGUCACUAUAAUUACCAGUUUUCAUUAAAUGUGCUGAAUAUAAUUGCUCAAAACUGGCUGUCUUAUGAUAUCUUAAAAGUUUCAGUUCUACUCUCUGCCACUAUCUUACUUUCUCCUACAGUUGGGCACUGAGUCAAAAUAGUCAUUUGGCUUGUUACAAGCCAGGAGAAGAAAAUUAAUUUACAUGCUGAAAAGAAUGCUUUGCUUACAUAAAGGUCACUGAACACAACAGUAUAUAUUGUGCUUGGACCCUGAGGGUAUCCUGAAAACCAUUCCACUGUUUAUAAAUAUACUCAACAUGGAGCCAAAGCCUAAUGUCUGAAGUCAGUAAUUGUACAGUUUGGAAAAGGGGUAAGGAAUUUCAGGCUGGAUGUGUGGAUAAAUGUGGCCCCCACAAUCCUUUCUGUCCAGCCUUUGAGACUCCUAGGCCAUGCCCCUCUCUCCAGCCCAUGGUACUCACUGGCCCUGCUCUUCAUUCUCCUUGAGUAUUUUUGCCUGACUGUCAAGCAUCCUUGAAAUGGUGAUCUCUCUUCCUUGUCUGGAUGGAAGCUGGAGGUGUGUGGGUGUAGGAACCGCCGACUUUUGCGUGACUGGAAUGUAGUCAUGUUCAAAAAUAAGAAUCACAUCUGUUGCUCUCGCCACUUUUGGUUCUGGCUGCCUUCACUUUUCCCUUUGGACCUACCCACCAAUGACAUGUGGCUCCCGAAAGGUUACCCAUGAGAAAAUGUGGCCCCAAGGCUGAUAUAGGUUCUCCAGCCCUUGUUUAGAAACUGAUACAAAAUUUAACAUCAAAACCAACUUUUUUAUACCUUAACUGAAAUAAGAAUAUGGUUAAAACUUUGAAUUUGCAUUAUAAAAUGCUUCCAAUUGCAAUAUAAAAUCCUGUAACAGAUUUUGUUAUCUUUGCCCAACAAGAAGUGACUUAAGGCUAGCAAGUGAGCAAAUUAAGAAAUUUCAACUAUGAUAUUUCAAACAGUCAAAGAAAAAUAUGAAACUGUAUAACUCAAAAGCAUUAUAAAUAAAAGCUACAUUUUAAAUAUACCUCUUACUUGAUAGAAAUAUGCAUUUACAAAUAGAUUUAGUUAACUUGACUAAUUCUCUUCUGCAUGUACUGCUUUUGUUGACAUUGGCUUUUGAUACAAUUGCAUUUAGUUCUUUGUUGGGGAAGACAAGAAAGUAACAGAAAAUGUGGAAACACUGUGAAAAUAAUAUUCAACAUUAGGGUAGUAGUAGUUUUGAGAAACAAAAUAUUGAAAGUAGUUUCUGCAUUGCAGAGAGCAUAUUCCAUGUCUACCAAUAUGUUGAUGACAUAAAACGGAUUAAAAUAUAAGUAAUUGCAUUGAGGACAGGAGAUCCUGAUGAAAACUGCUUAUCAUCAAGUUGGUGGGGAACAGUGACCUAUUCAGUCUUGCCUGUGUUCCACUUGAAAUGCGUAUUUUGUGAGAGAAUAUGCUCAAAAUACACAUUUAAAUGUAAUUUUUCAUGCUGGCCAAAGAAAAACUCUCAGAUUAAUGUGAAAAUGGGACAGAGAGGAUUUGUGGAUGAACACAUACAAAAGUGACAUGAACUGGAAAUAGCUUGAUCCAUCCACCUCUACUUUCAACACUCAGAAAAUACUAUAUAAUUGCUAAGUGGUGUUAUAAUUAUAGAAUGCCCAGUAGUUCCAGCUGACAAAAAAACCUGCUUGUUUUGAGGAUAGUAGUUCUCAGUUGGCAGCCAAAGGCAUCGUCAUCAAAUUCCAAUGCAGCAGUUGUGACAAAACACCAGGGAUUGAUUUUUUUUUUGGGGGGGGGAGAAUUAUUUGGAAUAAUAAUUUACUAGCUUCAUCCAACAUGAUUGCAGUGUGCUUUAUUGAGGUGAUAAUGAUGCCCCUGGUACCUUUUGGCUGAGCAGAUGCUAUUCCACAGAAUGUUCAUAUACAUUCUGUCUGCUGAGGGAAGUUGUCUGUGACUUCAGGUUUGGCUGAGGAAACCUCAUUUCAAACCCAAAGGACAGGUUGAUCUGUUUGGACAAGGCAGGUAGACUGAGUACUAGGAAGCUCAAAAGGAAGAGGUUUUGGAAGAAAGGGAAGGUAGUGGUUGGGAGAAAAAGGGAGUGGUGGCUGGAGGAUAGAAGUUCAGCAGGCACUGAAUUGAAAAAUAAGAGCUGGAAGGAAAAUAUAUUACUACUACUACUUACUACUACUAUAUUUAAUUAAUUAUUUUCUUACCCAUCCUCCAACAUGAGCUCAGGUUAGAACUAUUUAAAAAUGCAGUAUUAAAACCUAGAGGUUACCAGAGCAUAGGCAACAGACAUUAGGCUAUCCCUGUUCAGAUAGAAGUGUAUCUGGGCCGCCAGCCAAGGUCAGUGGAAGGCACUCUACACCACUGAGGUCAUCUGAGCCUCAAGAGACAGUGAUGGUUCCAGAAGAAACGCCAAGCUAUGUACCUACUGCUUCAGAGGGAGUGUAACCCCAUUGGGAGCAGGCCACCUCCUAGCCAUUCAUUGCUUCAGUCUAGAUUGUGCUUCAGUUUAUUGGCUCUCAUUGUGUCCAUUACCAAGGCAACGCAUUGGUUCAGCACUCACAAGUAGGUCCCCACUUAUCUCUCUCUCUCUGUCUCUUAAUAUCUUCCCCUGUCUCCAUAAAUCUUUACCUCCAUUUCUGUUGCUGGGGGGAGAGAUUACUCCAGUGGACAACCCUUUACUGGCUCCCAAAGAAGUCAAUAGGAACCAUUGACUUUAGUUUUAGGAGAAAAUCUACUGAAGACAUCAUUUUGAUGAAGACUGAAUUUGCACCUCACGUCUGUGACCUUGGGAAGUGUCAGGAACACCCCCUUCCUCCUUGUAAGUGCCCUCAGUUGCAUCUCUUUGUGCUUUAUCUGAAAAGAGUGACUCCCAUUGAUUUAUGGGCAAGAAAAUAACGUUAGAUUGGCAUACGGACAAUUAGUUUGCUAUUUUUAUAUAUGUUUAGCUGCAUAUGUCUAAGUAUAAUUAGAAUCCAUCCAGUGAAAACCUACUUAUAUAUUCAGACUAAUGACAUAAUCUCUCUUGCAUUCGUGCAGAAUCUGUGCAUGUUUAGCUCUUACAAUUACCCUCCCUUCACCCUAAGGUCCCAGGGCUGAUUACAACCUUGAAACACAGUUUUAAAACACCUUGCAAUCUGAAAAAUAAUGUGACCUAAAGUGUCAGAAGCCAGGGUAAAGAGGUGCAUUUUAAGUAUUUACCGGAAACUGUAUAAUGAAGAUGUGGGGAGUGUGUGCCACAACUCAUAUGUACAUAUAUCUGAUGUGGAUCUCCCUCCUUCCUACCUGCCCUGAGCUUGGUUGGCUGUCACUAUGCGGGGUCACAGUGGAUUAUGCUCAGUGCUUCACAGAUAACUUUGUACCCUUCACAUCCAACCAUCAAGCAACUCAGUUCUCUUCAAAUUCCCAAUACAUGUUGGCUGUUGGGUUGCUGAAUACGGGGGAUACGAGCACCACAUGUGCACUGGCAGGGUGUACUGCAUUGCCUUUGGUGAAGCAGCACACAGCUUCAGAAUGGCAAUAGGGAGGGGAAGGAUCAUGCUGUCAGGUUGUCAGCUAAUUCGUAGCAUUGUUGUGUUUAUAGAAAGGUUGCUGAUUCUAAUCUGCCCUUUGUGUUCCAAGUGCAAGUGAUUCUUGAGAAAGUAAAUCUGUUAACGUUAAUGAAACAAUUGUUUUUCUUGGCAGUCCCAUAAAAACAGUUUUUCCACAUUGCAUUUAUUAAAGGAUGCUUUCUUGGAAAAAAUAGUUUUAAAAUAAUAAUGCAAUGGAAAUCAUAAUUAUUUAGAUUCCUUGAAUAUCAUCGUUACUGAAACAUGGAGAAUAUCCAUUUAAUUGCUUGGGUUUUAGUACAGCAAACACAUUUGAUUUCCUUGUAUCCCCUGUAAUAAAUUAUAGUACAACAUUUUGUUCAAACACUACAGGGAAUGCUGCUUUGCCCUGCUAACUAUGAUUCAUGAUAUGGUGUUCAAAAUUAAUUUUAUUUAUCUCUCAUGAUAAAAGGAAGCACUUUAUAAAUGAGUUUUCAGUCUUAGCUUUUUCUUGAUUCAAGUCAUCUACUCCUACUCUACAUUUACUUCUAACUUAACUGAAACUUCUCACUUCUUACCUUCCUUAGUCUAACUUUUCUGUUGUUGUGUAUUCAAGGCAUAAUUAAUUUUGGAUAAAGGGAGUAGGUGCGCUUCUCCUAGCAGUCAUGAGAGUCAAUUGGGUCUACUUCUGAUGUUCCUUAAUCAAGUUAGUUUUAAUGCCAUACCUGGUUGGUAACUCAAGGUUGGUUGGCUGUUCGUUGGAACUGUUAUAAAAUCAGUGUGGUUUUUUCCCUAGGUGCUUGUAAGCAUAUAUCAUACAAUCAUAGACUCAUAGAGUUUAUUUUUUCAAAAUGUUUAAGUUGAGAGGGGUGCUUCAAACCGAACUCCUGGGGCAUUGCCUAGGGAUGAAUCAUUCUGAAAAAAGUGAUAUCAGUCUAAUCUGCAGAUUAUUUUCUAUUUAUCAUCUUGCUCCUUGAUCUUGGUUCAACCUGUUCUGUUAAAAUACACAUUUUUAAUUAAUAGUUAAAAUAGGUUUGUGUACAAACAUUUUGUAUUGCAUUUGUCCCUGUAAUAACUAUUUUCAUCAGCCUCGACUCCUGAAAUUUUUUUGGCGUAUACAGCAGUAUUGGUGAAUAGUCCUUUUCUGUAUGAACCCUGUUUUAAAUUAAGAAAAUCUUACUGAACUAAGUGGAUAUUUUGUCUUGAAUAGGCUUUUCCUUGUAUUAUAUUCUGAAGAUAACCAGCUACUUAGUUUUGGUGUGAACUUCUAAGGUGCUAUAAAGCAUAACCUCAAGAUUAAAGGUAAAGGUAAAGGGACCCCUGACCAUUAGGUCCAGUUGUGGCCAACUCUGGGGUUGCGAUGCUCAUCUCGCUUUAUUGGCCGAGGGAGCCGGCGUACAGCUUCUGGGUCAUGUGGCCAGCAUGACUAAGCCGCUUCUGGCGAACCAGAGCAGCGCACAGAAACGCCAUUUACCUUCCCGCCGGAGCGGUAACUAUUUAUUUGCUUGCACUUUGACGUGCUUUCGAACUGCUAGAUUGGCAGGAGCAGGGACCAAGCAAUGGGAGCUCACCCCGUCACGGGGAUUCGAAUCGCCGACCUUCUGAUCGGCAAGUCCUAGGCUCUGUGAUUUAACCCAUAGUGCCACCCGCGUCCCUAACCUCAAUAUUACUGUAAUGCUAUUUCAUUACUUGAGAUAAGUGGCCUAGAAAAUGGGUUGUAAGGGUCAUUUAGUCCAACACCUGCUAUGCAGAAUCUUUUGAUCAACAUGGGGCUCCAACCUUGAGAUUAGGAUGGGUUUAGUGUUCAAAAUGUUGAAUGAUUUGACAAAGAUUGUGAGGCUCGUAAGCAGUCCUAUUGUUUAUUAACUUUGAAUUUCUGCUUGGUAAGUACAAAAAUUACCAGUAGGUGCCAAGAAGGCCUCUCUUGAAUUUUUUUUUUUUGGUGUCAUUUCCCAGAACUGUUAUACAGGAGCUAUUCAGGUCUCCCCCCAAGUUUAACUGAGUUGUUUCUGUAGUUGUACUGUGUCAUGGUCUGUGAAGGGCAUCUUGUGUCAUCUUAUGACUGCCUGCAUUGUUUCCUUUGGUGUAUGUAAGAAUCUUGUAGCUGAAGAACCUUUCUCAAGAAUAAUAUGCAAUCACAUAAAAAUAGGCAAAAAGGAACGGUUUUUGCUGGGAGUGAUGGGGAAAGCUCUAAGUAACUGACGAAUUAUAUGAGCUUACAAAGCAGCCUUCUAGCAUUCAGAAGGCACAUGGAAGUUCAUUAAUUACAUUCCUGUUUUUGACAUGUUAUUGAUCAUGGUGUGUGAGACACACACUUAAUGUUAAUAUAACCAGGGCACAGGCUGUAUUAGUUGCACAGGCUUGCUCAAUGUUUUGGUUUAGUGCCAGCAGAUUAGGUUUGUGCCUUUUUUUGCCACUCACAUAGCUAUUAUGUGAAGGCAAACUUGUGCCAGAUGGUAAAUGUUAUUUCCUGUGAGGUUAAGGGUGGGAUCCGUGAUGCUAUUAUCAUGGACAUUAAGAGGAAAAGCCAAAUGUAUACUGCACUUUGCAGGGAUUACUCUUAAGAAACACAUCCUGAAAAUUAUUGGCAGAUCUCUCCCAUCCCCUUCCCUUUCUGAAAUGCUGUGAAAAACUGUGACUCUUUUAAGGAGAAUGAGUUCUUGAGAAGACACACCAACUCUAAUGGCCAUAGCUUUAGAGAAUUAACUGUUUGGGAUCUAGGAAAGGUAAAACGAAUAGAUGAAAAUGGCUAAAAAGUAAACCUAUGGUGUGUGCCUGUAAUGCUAACAUCUCACUUGCUAUAUAUGUGUUCUGCUUUCAAAGGGUAGAGAAGCACCCACACCAAUGCAGUAGGCAAGCAUUUGAUUUAACAAAGGUGCUGCCUUGUCCCCAUCCCUGCUAUCUGCACACUAGAAAUCAUAAUCACAUAAGUUGCUUAUUUUCUUCAAAACGCUCAUAUAAUUCAUCAAAGUUUCCAGUGUGGUUCACAAAAACCGUGGUAAAAUACGAAACUGAAUUACAAUAAAAUAAAUAACAACACAAUAAACAAAUACAGUUAAAAGCCUUGGGGAAUACAAGGUGCUGAGAGGUAAGCAUGUUGCAGCCAGGCAGGUCUCCCUGGGGAGGGAAUUCAGAUUGAGUAGAUUCAAUCUGUGGUCACCCAAUAGCCUUGCCUUAUCCUUAUAUUGUUUAAUUCCUAUGCUGCACUGAACUUUGUAGCACUGUAUUUGUGUGGAAUUGUAUUGAGUAGUGUCUGUUCUUUGCUUGCUUAAAAUAGAAUUUCCCCCUCCCCAACUAGCUUACUGGCUGGUGUGCCCUUGAAGUCUUCCUUGACAUAUUGUCAGAAUUUAAGUUUUAAAAGUUGUAGAUUCCUAACUUGACAAAGAAAACAGAACCAUUUCCUGUACAAGGAAAAAUGAAUAGUUCAGUUGAAUUGGGGCAGCCAUUCCACUACUGAGGAGAUUAUCCAGAUUAUGAUCUUCUAUCACAUUUGCAGUGAACAUGAACUGCUUCUCUUUCUAACUUUGUAUAGUUACAAAGCAUGCAUGGCAGUUCUUUCCUUUAUGCUGUGAAAAAAGAUGUCAUCAGUUUCUGUUAAGUCUUCUAGAUUUGAUAACAACAGUAGCUGGAAUCUGCAAUGUCUUUUUGCCAGUUUUUGACAAUAAACUAUGUUGGUUCGAAAUGCGAUAGUUUUUGCAUUGAGUUGCUGACUUUUAUCUACCCUGUAACGUGUGCUUUUUGGACAUUGCCGUUUCAUGAUAUGAACACAUCGUGCAAUUCCACUCCUCCUUCCUCUGUUUUUCCUACCGUGGGGAAUGUGUGUUUUGACCAAACAAGAAAAAAACAAACAAAUCUGGUUCAACCAUUAAUUUUAAAAUAGAUUCAGGAGCUGAUAUCACAGUUAUUUCAGAUAAGGCCUACACAGGGUUCAAGGAUCCAAGACAUGCAUAUGGCAGAAACCAUUUUACAUAGUUCUGCAUAAUUCACCACAAUACUUCUUGUAAGGCUUUUUGCAAUACAUUCUCCAUCUGUUCAAAUAGUUUCGAUAUUAUACACACACACACACAUUUAGAAGGCCACAAAACACAUUUCUUCAGGUUGAAGAAAUGAGUCAGAAUAAAUCAGACUAGCAGUAAAGAGUUCACAUUUGUGAAUACACUGUCACGCUUGACAGUUUUCCCUUGUAGAUGUUUCCCUCCCCUCUUUCCAAAACUAUAUUGGCUUUUAAACUGUUUCAGUGAAUUGCUAGAUGUGUGAUGUGUAAUCAAGUAACAUGAGCUUCAGGUGACUCAGAGAUGCAUAAAAACAUGCAUUUUGUAAGGCUAUUUUAAAUACAUAUAUUGACAGUAAUCUGCAAGGAAGUCUUCAAACAUUUUGGAUAACAAAUUCUGAAAAUAUGCCUAAGAAAGGUAUGGCUGUUUUAGUGCAAAGUAAAGCAUCUUGGCAUGCAUAUAUGAAUCAAAGUUUCCUUCCACAAUGGUGCUAUCACCACAUACCCCAAAAGCAUAUGGUACAGCAGUGGCAGAUCUUGGGGUCUCAAAUUUCAGCAGCACCCUGUGCAAUGCCAAAAUCCAGCACCCCCAACUCUCAUUCUGCCUCUCACCUUCCAGUCUAUAUAAUAGUUGUGGUGCCCCUGUGAUGCCCCCGUGCGACUAAAUCGGUCAUGCUCCCCUCAGUCUGCCUAUGGGUACAGACCUGCUCCCACAGUACCACAUCUCCAGCAAUUAUCUGAGGUUGGUUCAGAGUUGAUGAAGUGAUGAGGCUUCCAAUUGAUUUUUUAAUUCAACACCCCCCCCCCGGAUUAACCUGACUUUUAAGACCCAGCAAGGAAACCUUAAUAUCUGAUGCAGAGAGUGUAAGGGAGUAUGGGCUGGCUGGCAUUUUGAUGAUAGCGAUAUAUCAUUACUGUGAAAAACGUUUUGAGCAUGAGCCACACCAAGUCCACAAUAAACUGCCAUGUGGAAGCAUCCAGAAGACUGCUUUCUGUAUCCUAUACACAGACAAAGAUACUAAGCAGGAUCACUUGUAGCAAAGGUCUGUAGUCUCAUACUUUAGAACAAAGUGGGAUAAAAAGAUAAAGAGAACGGAGUGAAAGAAACAACAGAGGGUGAAAAAGAAAAAAAGUGGAGAGUUAUUUUUUGAUGCAUAGGAGUAUGCAGCUAUAAGUCCAGUAAUAAGUAACUAAAAUACAUAUUGUGCAGUUACAAUGUUUAACUUCAGAAGCCAGAUAUGGUGUUACCUUUCAAUGUAGUCUGAUAGAUGGCAUAAUUCACUUUUCACUACAGAGCUUAGCAGUAACACUUAAAAUGCCACUUUUCUCCUUCAUCUCAGUCCAUAUGUCUUUUGUUUCCCCAGUCAUCAGAGAUAGUCAUUUUCCAUAACAGAAUUUACAGUGCUGUUGUUUCCCAGGUACUAUUUAGUUAAGUAGUUGUAGGACGCGGGUGGUGCUGUGGGUUAAACCACAGAGCCUAGGACAUGCUGAUCAGAAGGUCGGCAGUUCGAAUCCCCGCGGCAGGGUGAGCUCCCAUUGCUCGGUCCCUGCUCCUGCCAACCUAGCAGUUUGAAAGCACAUCAAAGUGCAAGUAGAUAAAUAGGUACCGCUGCUGCGGGAAGGUAAACGGCGUUUCUGUGCGCUGCUCUGGUUCGCCAGAAGUGGCUUAGUCAUGCUGGCCACAUGACCCAGAAGCUGUACGCCAGCUCCCUCGGCCAAUAAAGCGAGAUGAGCAUCGCAACCCCAGAGUUGGCCAUGACUGGACCUUUACCUUUACCUGUAGGAUGUGGGUACAAACUAUUGUGGGAUUCCUACUUGGUGUGUGUGGGGGUUCUCCAUCUGUGCUAUGGCCAGCUUUUGAUUACAGAGACCUAAAGUCUGUGUGCAGAUAAUGUGUGAUGAAUUUAUAGACAUACUAUGUGUCUCAGAAACAUCAUGGAUUCAGUGGCAGCUGAUAAGGUGGGGGCAGUAAACACCAGUGACCAAUAUCUGCAGAGACCGAGCGGCAAGAGAGUUUAGAUCCUUUCUGAUAAGCAUCUGUUGGAGGAAGGAAGUGUCUUUUGCAGGAUGACACAAGAGCACAGCUGGUGAAUAGCCAGCAGCACCCUGAAAUUGUAUGGUCCAAUGGUCUUGGGGACCUGUGGCCAUUCAAAUGUUGUUGGACGUCAACUCCCAACAGGGCCAGCCAGCAUGGCCAAAGGCUCAUGACUAUGAGAGUUGUAAUCCAGCAACAACCUCAUCAUUGGUGUAUAGGGUGCUGCCUGAAUUGCCACCAGCCUUGGUUCCCCUAAGGUUACUGGCAAAUUCAUAGGGCUCCUUCCCCCUCUUAUAGCCACUCAGAGGCUGUGGCUGUUUACAAUUUUCUGCCCUACCUCAUGGGCUGCCACAGCAUGAGUAAAGUGCUUGUCUUUAUCAGCAAGGUAGUGAAAGCAUAAGAGCAGUGUGUUGUAACUGUUCUUUUAGGUUUCUUGAUAUUUUAUGAGUAGCUUUUAGCUGAAUGUCACUGCAAUUCAGUUUUGUUAAAUCAAAUUUAAGUAAUUUUAUGAUUGAAGCAUUUUCCGUGAAUGUCUCCUCCACAGCCACUCACUAACAAUUAUCCAACACAGUUUUAGCACAUCAAAAUGUUCUCACUAAAUAAUAUAUAAUUUUUGGAUGGCACAAGCUACAAUUUGGAGAUAUCUCAUCCUGGCACUAUACAAUGAAAUGUAUAAAAAGCUUCUGCCAGGAUUUAAUAGUUACUUAAUAGUAGCCUUUUAAGUGGGCACAAUAAUUUCCUAGUCUUUCAGGCUUUUAUCCUCCAGCACUGGAACAUUGGGUUGUAAAUUGCAAAAGCAUUCCAGAAUCUGUUCUAAUAUUUUGUGUGCAUUUGUAUACUCAUCCCUGAGGAGGUUUUUUUCUCGUUUAAUUUUAUCCCCUUUAUUUUAAAGUUAUUAGGGGUGGGGGUGGGAGAUAAAUGUAAGAUAAAGACAGAGCGCAUCAUUGUCUGCAUCAGCUGGAAGUACCACAAAAAUGUUGUGCUUCUGUUACACAGUUGCAAUUAUCAAGAUAAUUUUUAGUUAAUGUACAGUUAUACCUUUAAAAAAGAUAUUUGCAUAUAUGUUAGGAUGUAGAAUCAUUUCACAAUAUCUACACAAUUUAGAGUGGUAGAACUGUGCACUUUCCAAUUGAUCAAGAUUUCUUACAUAUUAGGAAUAUAGGAAGUUGCCUUCUACCAGGUCAGAUUAUUUGUACAUCUGAUUCAGUGCUGUCCCCUUGACAAGCAGCAGUUCUCCAGGGUCUCUGGCCAGGGAUAUUUCCCAUCAUUUGAAGAAGAGUUUGGAUUUGAUAUCCCACUAUAUCACUACCCUAAGGAGUCUCAAAGCGGCUAACAUUCUCCUUUCCCUACCUCCCCCACAACAAACACUGUGAGGUGAGUGAGGCUGAGAGACUUCAGAGAAGUGUGACUAGCCCAAGGUCACCCAGUAGCUGCAUGUGGAGGAGCGGGGACGCGAACCCUGUUCACCAGAUUAUGAGUCCACUGCUCUUAACCACUGCACCACACUGGCAGUUCUCUGAUCCUUUUAAGCAGAAAUGCCAAGUAUUGAUCUGCAUGCAAAGCACAUGUGACUCCAUUAAGCUAUGGUCCCUUGUCCUGUUGUAUCUUGAAAGAGCAAUAAAAAUAUAGCCACAACACAUAAUAUAUGUGGAAUUAUUAAGAAGUCAGUACAGUAUUGCUUCAAGCAUUUAAAGGCAGCAGACUGUAGGUAAAACCCUGGUCUUACUGAAAUCCAGCGUGUGCUACCAAAGGAAAUAAAGGUAAAGGUACCCCUGCCCGUACGGGCCAGUCGUGUCCGACUCUGGGGUUGUUCGCCCAUCUCACUUAAGAGGCCGGGGGCCAGCGCUGUCCGGAGACACUUCUGGGUCACGUGGCCAGCGUGAUGAAGCUGCUCUGGCAAGCCGGCACCAGCGCAGCACACGGAAACACCGUUUACCUUCCCGCUAUAAAGCGGUACCUAUUUAUCUACUUGCACUUGAGGGUGCUUUCGAACUGCUAGGUGGGCAGGAGCUGGGACCGAAGACGGGAGCUCACCCCGCCGCGGGGAUUCGAACCGCCGACCAUGCGAUUGGCAAGCCCUAGGUGCUGAGGUUUUACCCACAGCACCACCCGCUUCCCAAUACCAAAGGAAAUAGGGAUGUGUAUAUUCCAAGGACACAGAGACUUUGCACAUCAUUAGCCAUUACAGAGGGUGUAGCUAUAGAGUCUGAAAUCUGUUCAAAGCCAGAAAUUGGGAAUCCAUGAGCAUGGCAUGUUUAGAAAGUUGGCAAUGCUUGGGUGUACCAAAGUUCAUACAAGACGCAGUUUAGUGCUCUCUUUUUCAGAAUCUGGAAAAGCAAAUCUUUUUUCCAAUAUCUGGUUCUAGAGCUCAUGACUACAGAUUUAAAGGCCAUUUAUUUUAAACAAACAUAAAAGUGGCCUAAGUGUAGGUCUAGUCCAAGAUAACUGCACUUAGUUUCCAUUUGAAGCAGUGAGAUUUAAGAUGAUGCUAAUUUGUCCCAUUGAUUUUAUUGGGACCUAAGUUCAACUAACUCCCUUUGAACCCAACUUUAGAUAAGAAGACUAGCCAUCUGGCCUGGUUCUGACCAACAUUUAGAGCAACAACCAGUUGCCAUUGGACUCCAUCUCCCGUCAGCCCCAGUUAGCAUGGGCAUUGGUUAGGGAUAUUGAGAGAUGGAGUUGGGCAACACAUGGAGGGCACUAAAGUGGCUGUCCUUGAGCUAUAGUACGGGAACAACCAUGGAUAAGACUAUUUGGUUACAUGCCACACCAGUGUUGCUCUGUAGAAAAUUAGUAUGUCAGGAAAAAGGCUAAGCCCAGGUAGGUCCAAAACAUGCUAUUUUUUGGUGUUCCCAGAUGACUUAUUUAUUUUGGUAAGGGUACAUUUAUAUAUGUAAUUCCCACCUGUAGCCUUAAACUGGAGGUGGCCAAUGUGGUGUCCUCCAGAUGAUAUGUACUACAACUCUCAUCAUCUGUGACUAUUGGUCAUGCAGGUUGGAGCUGUUGGGAGUUGUAGUCCAAAUUACAUGGGGGGUACCUUAUUAGCUAUCCCUGCCUUAAAGAGUAUAGGCCAGGAAAUGUUUCACCUCUUGAUUUGCAUUAAUUCACACAUGAUAAUCUGUACAACAGCCUGCUAUCAUCAUCAUCAUAAUCAUCAUCACUUUUAUUACUACCAUCACCACCAACUGAGUUCAUGACUGAGGUAAGAUAUGACUCACAAAUCUGCUCAUAUCUUAGUGUCUAUAACAUUAGGCUGCACUAACUUUUAGUUUUUGCUGCACUUUUAUUUAGGACUAGUUGUGAUUUUACAUCUAGUAUGGUUCUAGUUAACAUCAGCAGUGAGCAAAGGAAAUAACUGUUGUUUUUGUGUUUAAUCAGAAGUGGAAAGAUUGUUCCCUCUUUCAGGAAUCAAGAACAUUCAGCACUGAAUGGAUAUUCCAUGAGGCCGGCUGUUAAUUUGCAUAUUUUGGUUCCAUGUGGUUUUGCACAAUUUGCAUAUUGAUGCAAAGCUGGAGAUGGAGAACAUGUUGUACCAUGUUCUUGUUCUAAUUCAAGAAAGUGAAAAAUAUGAGUCUGUCCUUUGAGAAUCUUCAUAUGGGUUUAGAGAUCAUGCAUUUAUUUGAACUUUAAAAACUUUUCAGACCUUUUAGUGCCUCCCCUGUUUUAUUCCAAAACUUAGCUCUGUUACUCUUAAUGUACGUCCCAAAGGUCAUCAGUUGUUCAGUAUAUAGGUGGCAAACCUCUUGCAUCUCCUUCCACAAGGAUGAUAUUUGUAGAGCUUUUAUUAACAUUUAGAUAUUUAUUAUAUUAUUUUAAGCUAGAAGCUACCGUAUUUUAAGUAAGUUUGAAUAGCUAAGACCUCUCUCCCUCUUCUGGUUGAACUGUUUAAAGACAACUUUGCUGUUUUAACUAUAUAAUAUAAUAUAAUUUCUAUACUAAUUCCAAAUUGAGUCUUCCUGUGUUUAUGUAGUUAUAACUGCAUUAAUUAUGGACAGGCGAGGCAGACCAGAAGACAUGGGGUAAGUUUGAGAUACUCACAAGUAAAUAAGACUUGCAGGAAAAAUUCCCAAGAAGCAAGAGAGACCUGGUCUGAAUAGAGACAUUGGAUUCUUAUCUCAUUAUACAUGAUAAAGCUAUUUUUAGCCAUCUCACUCCUUGCUUUUUCCUGUAAGACCAAUUGCAGUUGUUAACAGUCGUCAACAGUCAUCAACAUUUACCACACCUAUCAGCCAAUCACCCAUUCCCACCACCCUUCUGAGUAAUACCCCUCCCCACCCUCUCACUCUAUAUAAGGGUCUGGUGACUUCUGUUUCAGUGUAUCUGAAGAAGUGCACACACACACGAAAGCUCAUACCAAUAACAAACUUAGUUGGUCUCUAAGGUGCUACUGGAAGGAUUUUUUUUACCCCAAUAAGCAAAUUACUCAAAAGAGUCCCAUGAUAGCUCAAUGGAUUGGAAGGUUGAGAGAUGAAGAGGGGUGGGUGGAAACUGACAUCUUGAUGGGAGGGAAGAGACACUGAAGCUGUUAGAGCAGAAGAAUGGGCAUUCUGAGUACCAUCUCAUUCUGGAUAAAUAGCUUCCUGGUUCACAUCAAGAAGCUGUUUUUAUUGUUCCCCAGAGAUGAAAAAGGGAGCUGACAUAAAUAGAGAAAUUAAAUAAUUUAAUGUAUUUGGGAGCAUAAGUACGUUCAUCUCACCUUAUGCUCUCCCUUCCACAUACAAAAAACCCCAAAGAAACCCAAAAUGGGGGUGGGAAGCGACACACAUGUUCAAAUGGCGAUCACGCCCUCAGAACAGUCCAAUGAGGACCGAGCAUGGUCUGUGAGCAUGGAAUGCUGGCUGCUUGACUGCAGGGGAACAAAAAUAUGAGAAAGUAGGGAUGGAAUGGAGUGGCUUGAAACCUGAACAGAAGCACUCAACAUUUCAGCAUUUUGUUGCAGGGUUCCACUUUUAAUUGCUUAGUGUGUAAAAAUAUACUUGACUUUGGUGCCAGAGUUCAAUAUUCCAGUUUUGGUAGGGGUAUAUGAUUUGAAGAGAACUAGCAUGCCCAUAUGAAAAAAACAGUAGCAAAGAUGUAUAUGUUCCCAAAAUAUUCACAUUUUGCUCACAAAAUAUUGUGCUAGUGGUGUCAGCAUGAAAAUUGCAGCUGCUGUGUAUGUAGGAGUUCUCAGAAAAGAUAAUAGUGUUCUGAAAACAUGAAAUUGGUAUUAGAUUAAUUAAAUUCCUAAACUCAAUGUUCUAAUCAGGAUUAUUGUUGCAUAUCUUCAGUUGACUUUAAUUGGAGUUGCAUGACUGAGAUCCAGUUUGUAAUAUGUUCAAAAAUUUAACUUACAGAAAUUGUAUUUACUCAAUGAGUAAAUGCUAUUCCCAUUUAAGGCCAUACAUGCCAUUUAGUUAGCAUUUUAAAUAAUAAUUAAUUAAGCUUCACACAUAAAUAUGCUAAGCUCACCUGCUUACACUAUUCCAUAUUAUGCCCACAUUCACUUUGUCGGACAUUAACAUCUUCAGUAGGGCUUUGGGGGUACUCAAGAGCAGGUCAAAUUCUAGGGGGUGGUCUGAAGGCACAUGAGAUGGCCACCUUACUGAAACUAAGCAAGUCUGCAUAUGUGUCCAUAUGUGGAAUCCAGAUGUAUGCUGCUUUGGGCUCUAUCGCAGUAGAAAGGUGGGAUAAAUGUAGGAGAUGAAAUGAGAGGCAGCUCAGGGAGCUACAGGGGCAAUGAAUGAUUGGUGACAUUCGCUUCCAUGCUUCCUCUAGCAGGGAGCCUUUACUCUGUAUCUCAGGGACUUUCAUAAAUAGUACACAAAAGGAAUCCUUCUAUUGCCAGAAUGGCUAAACUGGAUCCAACGCAUUGUUUUGCACAAGUUGCUAUAUUUUCAGAAUAUUAAAAAGCACAUUUAUGUCUGGAAUCAGGAACAGAAAUAUUAGUCAUGUGUCCCUAUGGUGCUAGGAUUAUGGAGGUGGCAUUUCUUGUUCUAAUCUUUGGCCUUCACUAGCAGCUUUGGGGACUUCAGCUCCCUCAGUAUUGUUUGGCAGACGGCUGUGCCCCCCCCAUAUUGAGAGGGCUGACACCCCUCCAUGUGCCACAACCCCAGUUUCCACCCAGUAACCCAGGAGCCAGGCGGUGGCUGGGACAAGUGCGGAAGAUCUUUGCUUCACUCGUCCCAGCCAUAGCCCGGCUUCUGAGCUGCUGGGCUGUGAUUGGGACAAGCAAACAUGGCAGCAUGUGACAUGACAUGUCACAUGACCACACCCUCUCAAUGUGGGAGGCAAGUCGGCACCCCUGGCCUUCACUGUGGUUUUCCUUUUACCUCCUCUGCCUGCUAGGUGGCAGAACCCACUGAGGUCAUGUGAGGCAAGGGGUGGGGCUGAACAGCUAGGAUUCGCUUAGCCCAUGAUGGAGGCUGUUAUUUCCUUGCAGCCAUUUGCUAAUCUCUAUCCUCAAAUGCCAGGUCCUUCAACAAAGUUAUGGUUUUAUAAAUCAGAUUUUAAAAUGUUUCACUAAGUGGUACCUGGAUUUGCUGACAUAUCACUCUUGACAUUCUCUCUCUCUUUUUCAUCACUUUUCUUUUAAUAAUUCUCCUUGUCAGCUUCUCACCUUUUGUGCCCUGCCAUGGUGACUAUAUACAGUGGAAAACAUAUGCACAUAAUUUAGACCUGCCUGUGACAGCACUAAGGAAUGAGACAUUAAUUUAUAGACAUAGUGCUCCAGAACUGAUUGUUGGUAAAGUGCUUUUUCCAAAAUGCAAGGUAAAAAGAAUUCCCUGCUUCAACUGCAGCUAAGCCUGUGAAGUGAGUGGGAGGUUGCUGAGAGAGCAGAAGUGGCGGAUUUGGAUGUCCUCUUUACGUUUUGCAAGAGCCAAGGCCUGGUCCUGUGUCUUGCAAGUGCUGGGAACAAGUGGCACAAUUGGGACUUAUACAAGCCCACUUCCUGCCUUUUCUAGACAUCAGUUAGGACAGGCAAGCUUCAACGUAAAAAUGGUAGCUCAUCCCAAAUAAGUGGACAUCAAUCUGAAGCAGUAAUUCUACACUUUUGGGCAGUCCUUUUGGAGCUGCCAUACAGGGCUGCUGUGAUCAGGCUUGGGUUGGUAAGCUUUGACAGAGGAGCUGAAAGAAAUGGUGGGAACCUGGUUUGGAGUAGUCCAAGAGGAACAAUGUGGUAUUCUUAAAAAUACAGCUUUAUGACUGGGUUUAAAAUUCCAUGUUGCCAAGUAUUUGAAACAGGUGAAAUAGAACAGAGAAAGAGACAAAAUGGAUCAGGAUAUUGGAAGAACAUCAGGUACUUUCUAUGCUAGAUUUGCAUACCUUGCCCCCGCAAGAAGGUUCCAGGUGGAUACAAACUCAAACACCAACUCUCUCAUAUCCGAAGGCAUAAUUUGUUAAUGAUGCCAUUGAUCAAGAAUUAUAGCUAUGGUGCAUGUGUUAUGCCCAGUGCUCUUAUGGCAGAAUUUGGAUAAUAUAAAAUCCGCUUUCUCACUUUUGAUUUUGAAUCCUGAGGACUUUGAUAAUCUGUGAUUUGCUUUUAGAAUAGGUUUUAUUUUGAAAAGUGCCCCCAAUGGGAAGUUCUAUUUCUCGUUCAGCCUUUGGGCAAUUUAGUUAUUUUUUUUAAUUGAGUUUGAAAGAAAGAACAGGGAACGUGACUGUGGGCACAUUUAUUAGCUUUAGAUUUUAUGGUUGGUGGUGGAGAAGGGACUGUGAAAUCAAUAUAGGGAAUCAAACAGGGAUUCAGGGGGAAGAUCAAGAAAGAGAGGAAAGAGGAGCAAUAUUUUUUACCUUUGUGUCAGGUUGGUUGAGGACAUUAGGGGUUACCUAGUUCAGGAAAAGGAUGCAGGGACUGGCCACCAAGAAAGACACUCAUAAGGUUGGAAUGGGGUUGCUAUUCAUGGUUGUGGAGGUUUGUCCAAAACAGAAGAGUUGCAGCUUACUUCAGCUUCCUACAGGUCGAUUGUGUAAUCUAUCUAGUGUAGUUUUGGUUUGAUCUGAGUAGUGCUGCGGGACAUCUUAACUAGCAGCCAACGCCAGUCUUUCCCAGCAUUUAGCAGGAUAAAUGGCACCCACUAUUCCACAUAUCAGUUUUAGUAGCUAAUGGUAUUGGCCCUACCAUUAGGGAGAGUGAGGCAACUGCCUCAGGCAGCAGAUACUGGAGGUGAGGAUUGCAGCAAGGUGUUGGCAAAUAUGGCUGUUCUGUAUCCACUAAGCCUGCCCUGCAUCCUUUAAGCUGGGGUGCUGCCUGCAGAAAUAUGACCUCUUGUCCCUAGUCUGAUACCAGUGUGGUGGUGGAGACAGUGUUCUAGGCCUCAGGCAGCAAAAUGUAGAUACCUAUGUUGCUGGUGUAUUUUGCCAUUCUUCUUUAUCAGUCCCACCUGUUCCUUUCUGCCCUUUUAUUCCUCCCCCUCCCUUCAAAGCAAUUCUCAUUUGUGGAGGCAAAGGCCCUAAAAAAGUCCAAUAUGGAGGCCAAAUGGCCAAAAUAUUGGGAGAUCUUGGAACAAGAAGGAGACAAAUUUAAAUUGCAGAGUUUUGAAAAAUUAAAAGAUAGAGUGCGAGACUGGUUGCAUUAUUAUCAAAUAAGAGAGGUCUAUAAUUUGGAUAGAAAAAUUGGCUUCCAGGUGGAAAAAUCAAAGUUGGAAACAGAACUGCUAGAUUCCAAAACUAAAACACUUUCAAGAAUGUAUAACUUGCUGCUAAAAUGGAAUACUCAGGAUGAAACGGUAAAAUCUGCUAUGAUUAAAUGGGCACAGGAUAUUGGACAUAAUAUUAUGUUUGCUGACUGGGAACGGUUAUGGACCACAGGUACGAAGUUCACAGCAUGUAAUGCUUUAAAAGAGAAUAUUAUGAAAAUGGUGUACAGGUGGUACAUGACCCCAGUCAAGCUAGCAAAGAUCUACCAUUUGCCCGAUAAUAAAUGCUGGAAAUGUAAGGAAACUGAAGGUACAUUCUUUCACAUUUGGUGGACGUGCCCAAAGAUUAAGGCCUUCUGGGAAAGGAUAUAUAAUGAGUUAAAAAAAGGUAUUUAAGAAUACCUUUCUAAAGAAACCAGAGGCCUUCCUCCUGGGCAUGGGGGGCCACGUGGUGCAAAAGACAGACAGACCUUAAUUUAUGUAUGCAACAGCAGCAGCCAGACUACUCAUGGCAAAGUAUAGGAAGACCCCAGAUCUACCCACUCUGGAAGAAUGGCAGAUGAAGGUAAUCGAAUAUAUGGAACUGGCCGAGAUGACUGGCAGAAUCCGCGACCAGGGAGAAGAGUCGGUGGAAGAAGAUUGGAAGAAAUUCAAAGUCUAUCUACAGAAAUACUAUAAAAUCAAUGAAUGUUAAAUUGAAGUCUGAUUGAAAAUAACUGGUAUUGGCAAAAGUUUUGUGAUUAAGAGUAUGGAAUAUUUGAUGGAUAAGGCUGUAAAAAUACUUAUAUAUAAAUACAUUGAGUUUUUUGAGUUAAGUUAAUGAAAGGAGGGUAAGGAUUUGCUGAAAGGAGGUUUUAAAUGGAAAUGCAAGCGGGGAGAUGCGGGGAAGUCAAAGAACUAGGUAAAGAUAAGAAGGCUAAACGAAAGUACAAUAUUUUUAAAUUUUUCUGUUUCUUUUCUUUUUCUUUUUUUUUUUCAUUCUUUGUUAUGGAUACUGUUAUUUCUGUUUAUUCUUUGUCAUGGUUAUUGUUGUUUUUUGUUUGUUGAAUUUUUGUAAUUUUGUAUUUUCUGGAAUUUUUUCUUGUAAAACCAAUAAAUAUCUUAUUAAAAAAAAAACAAAGCAAUUCUCAUUUGAUUUGUAGCAAAGAUAUUUGUAAGCAUGACAGAGGUCCUUGUCUCUUAGCUGUAGCUUUUGCUCUUUUUCUGUGUAAUCAACACCACCAGUUUUUUUAAAUCAUAUCCUUAUAUUUAGAUUUUUAUGUUGAUAAUUGCUGAAGAAUAAGCUAUAACUGACAGAACAUUUUGGUGAAGAUAUCUUUCAAAAGACAGAUAAUGUUUGCAAAUACUAAAAUAUAUCUAUAAAGUGAGCAGUAUGAAACAUCACGUUUCUAGGAUAUCAGAUGAAUGAACACCCUGUUUUUUUCUCCAUCUCUGCUAUAACAAUACCACAGACACGCCUCUUGAUCUACUUAUGUGGAAAAUAUAUGAAGAAGCUAGUUUCUGCAUGUCUAUGCAUAGCUGAGUGACGGUGUUUUUGCACAAAUUGGUGAUGCACAUCAGUGCCACAAUUAGAUACUUGUAUACCCUGCAUGGGCUACCAAUUUUGCACAUGUCCUCUUGGUAAGCAUGGAUUCAAAAUGAUUGAGUAAUAAUAAUAAUAAUAAAUAAAAAUAAUAAAUAAUAAAUUUUAUAUAUAUAUAUAUAUAUAUAUAUAUAUAUAUAUAUAUAUAUUUAUAUUUGUAUCCUGACCUCGCCGGCCGAGGCCAAAUGCCUGGGAGGGAAUAUAUGUUUUAUGUUGACAGUGCAAAAUCAUCAGCUGUGCCUUCAGAGGGAGGAAGUUGCACAAAUAGUCUGCCACCAAAGAGAAAGCCCUAACACAAGUCACAGUGCAAUGAGCCAUACCUUUUGAUGGGAAGUGCCUCUUCUGCAGGCCCCAAGGCUGGCUUGGCAGACAUGGAACUCCAUCAAGUGCUUGUGUCCUAGGUCAAUCAGGGCUUUGUAUGUUCAAAGUUGACACCUUGAAUGGUGCCUGGUUGCACAUAAGCAGACAGUGCAGCUCCUGGGAAAUUUGUGUUAUCACUUUGCUGUGUCACUCAAAAUUCUUGGAGAGGUUCAUGGGUUGGGGGGAAAGACUUGACAAGCCUGUAUUGGUGUAGACAUUUUUCUGCAUUAAUAAGAGUGAAGUGGUUUACACCACAGGAAAAGAAUCAUUUUAAAAACACGUUAAUGAGCUUGCCUUGGCUUAGUUACUGAUGACAAAAUAACUCUACCUGACCUGCUGUUGUGGAAUUUGUCUUUUCAGCAAAAGGGCAAGCCAGAAUCUUUCUGGCUCAUUAAAAUCUGUGCAGAAUUAGUGAAGCUUUUCCUCUGGCUUCUAUUCAGCUGCACUAAGUGUGGAAGAGGUAAAAAUAUUAAUAGUCUGUAAUUAGCAUUUAUUGUCCUGUAAAGUCAUCUCUCUUAGGCUUCAGAUCAUGGCAUGCCCAGAUUUAAUUCAUAAUGCUAUUCCAUACAUGUAAAGACAUUUAAUUAGACACAUGUAAAUGACGUUACUCAUUCAGAGGGUUUACUUCUGAUGGAACAAACCUACCCCCCCAAGUGUUCUGAGAAUUGUAGAAGGUGACAUUAGGACCAGAAAUGUUUGAUAGUUGUUUUAAAAAUAGGUGUGUGUUGCAGGAUGCAGGGAGAGGCAGGAUAAACUCAUGUUUGAACAUAAACAUAAAAUUGCAGCCUGAAUGUGCCUACCAGCUUUCAGGAUAAUAUGUUAGUCUCUAAGACAGGGGUCAGCAACCUUUUUCAGCCAUGGGCCUGAAAAAUCUGUCUCUCAGAUCAUGUGGUGGGCCAGACUAUAUUUUGAAAAAAAAAAUGAACAAAUUCCUGUGCCCCACAAAUAACCCAGAGAUGUAUUUUAAAUAAAAGGACACAUUCUAUUAAUGUAAAAACACACUGAUUCCCGGACCAUCGCGGGCCGGAUUGUGAAGGCGAUUGGGCCGCAUCCGGCCCCCAGGCCUUAGGUUGCCUACCCCUGCUCUAAGACAUAUAUCAUACUACAACAUAUUUUACAUGCUUCGUUUCUGUGCCUUUGGAAAGACAUGCAUAGGCCAAGCAGUUAUGGAAAAUUAUGGUUCUCACAACAUGGUAAGCGAAACCAUGGUUUACUUAGACUGUGUGAAUGUGUAGAAGCUGUGACCAAGGCUUAUCCUGUCAUGUGGAUAAGGCUACUGUGAACUCUGUCUUUAAGCGAAAUUUUGCUUUGUGCUGCAAUAAACUGUCCCAGUUUAUGUUGCAGUUCAUAGCUGGAAUGAGUAUGGUGCCUUGAAAAUGCACACCAUAUUUUAUUUUGACUAUUCAACAUUGAGGGAAGUAGUGCAUUGAAUUUUGUUUUGCCUUAAGAAUGGAUGCAGAAUUGGGGAGAGGUCAAAGCUUAGUGGCAGAACACAUGCUCUGCAUGCAUGCAAUGACUCUUGGCUGAAACCCUGGAGCGUCACUGCCAGUCAGAGUAGACAAUAUUGAACUAGGUGUACUAGUGGUCUGACUUGUUAUAAGGCAGCAGCAUGUGUUCAAACUGAAGUUUUCACAAAUAUGAAAAGGGCAUUGAGCAUGUACUUCACCUUUUAAUUCUGACCUUCAAGGCAGGUCUGGUAUUGCAUUCUAUUUUUGGAUUACCACACCACUUUGAAGAUGCAUGUAGAGGCUAAGGUGGUGAUUGAAUCUGAAAUAUGUAAUUUUGUCCUGAAAAUGUUUACUAAAUGUCAUUACAGUAUCUAAGUUUUCAACUGAGUAUCAUUGCAUUGCAGACAAACAGAAUGUUAAUUACCUAUGCAUGUAAUCAAGCUCAGGAUUCAAAAAGGGGGAGAGGGAGAUUUAUAAAAAAUACUGUAUCUUCAGGUCAGGAAAUGCCUUGAGUAACUUAAAGUUUUUGUAGCAAAAACACAAAAUGAGCACAAGAAAUUGUUCAAAGCUAAUAUUACAAUAUGUCAAAUCAUGGGUACUACCAAUACCAUGUUGGUGCUGUUAUAUCACUUACAAAGCUAAUCAUUUUUGUUACAUCUUGUUCUUGUAUGAAUUAAAUGGAAUCCAGUUAGUUGAAAAAUGGAAAGAAAUGUAUUUCCUCAAAUUCAUUGUAAUAUCUUCUCUUUCUGUCCAACUUGUGUUUGGACUUCAUGUACAUAUGCUAGGAAGAAAAGGGAUAAGAAGUCUAUCAUGUACGACUAGGUGUCUAUAUAAUUGUCAAUUCAAAAUUGCCCAAGCACUUCAAGAGCUGAUGGCAGCUAUGGAUUGUAUGCUUCACAGAUAUCUUUGUAAAAGGCAUGAUUCUAAGAUCAAGUGCUAUAUCAUUUCCCCAGCUAUUAAAAGUUUAUGUAUUCAGCUCAUUAACUCAUAUCAUAUGAAGUCAGUCUAGGUUAAAAAUCCCUAGUUAGCUGCCUCCUGAUCUUUAUUCUUAACAAUUUAAUGGUUUAUUGUGAGACUAAUGAAUGAUAAUUCUGUCUCUUCAGAAUUUUCUUUUUUAAAAAAUUGAAUUAAUACCCUCUCCCGGUGUUCUUCUCCUAAUGGCAAAUGCAAAUGAGCAAAACUGCUCUGCAUUUUGGAGGAUCUAGAUCUAUGUUGCGGGAUUAAAGCAGACACCAUCUAGUCUCCAAGGUUCAAAUAAAAAACAAUGUCCAUAGGUCCCACUGCUGUCUUUCUUGCUAAUUAAAAAAAAAAAAAAAGAUUUAACAAUGCAACUGGAACCUGUAUGUAGAAGAAGACACCAUUGCAUAUGCACCUACAACAUUUAUAGAACAGUGCCAGGGAUGCAGGUCUUCAAAGAUUCUAGUCUAGAACACAAUAGGAGAUCCACAGAAGAAAUGGGAAAUGAAGCAAGAAAGAGGCAAAAUAAUAGGAUUCGGUCUAGAAAUACAAAAACCAACAGGCCAGUAAAUAAUCAAGAUUCGGAAGGAAUAUAGAAAAGGUAGCAUGUUCUGUGGAAGGAUGCAUAGAAACUGCAAAGGCUUAUAAACACAUAUACUUUCAGGAAAAUAGACUCUUGUGCAAUUUUAAUACACAACAGUGUAUUUUCCCACACACAGGAAAAUAUAUGUGUAGGCAAUAUGCAGUAUAUGAAGCAGCUCUAAGUUACAAAAGUGCCCCCCUUUCCACCCUUUGUUAAACACUAUAGGCCCUCUUCCUUCAAAUCUUUUGUUGGAUGUAUAUAUCGGUCAUUGAUUUCCCACCCACUGGCCCAACCCAGGUAUAGAUCAAGUGGAAGCCCUUUGAGCUCAGAUAAAAUGAAGUAAUCAUCUUUCAUAUGAAAAUGAGUUAAGCAAGGGGGAAAUGUUAUAUUUUGUCCCAGUUCCUAUAGAAGAUGUCCUUUAGCUCUCCUAAGGAACUGUGUUUGGAGACUUGAGAACUACAGUGCUCUAGAUACCUAUUGAAAUUCACCUACUAUAAUAGGUCUCAGAAGAUGCAAGUGAUUUUAUUCUAAAAGUGCUUUGCAAAAGAUUUGCAGUGGGCCUGGCCCAUGCAGAGCUUGGGUGAGGUCCAUGGCAGGAGUCUUGUUAGAAACAAAAAAAGCAGCCAGUCCCUGGCAGUGUCUGCCAGCCAGCUUAGUCUUUUGAUGCCAAAGGCAAGUGUACCUGCUUCCCCCACCCUGCCUUGCAUGGGUCUGCAGUGGACCACUGUUGGUUCUUCCCCCUCCUUCAGGCUAGACUUUAAAAGACCCCCUAUUGCCCACAUACUACUGAAAGGCAUAGUGAGCAUACAAGGAAACAGUGAAGUGCUGCUUCUUUGCUGCCUUCCGUGCCACUGAGUAGACUCAGUAGUGGGUUCUUACCAGUGUUCAGUUGCAUUCUUCUGGAGUUUUCCUCCACUUGUUUUCUAGCCAUAUCCUAGCUUGUUUCAUUGCUCUCCCCGAUGUGUACCAGGUGCAUACCAAGGAGACGGUUAGGCUACAUCAAGCGGGAGAGGGUGCUCAUGAGUGAUUGUGUAAAUGGCCCAGGUCAUCUGUGUAUUCCACAGAUCAACCCGGACUUCAACAGCAGUGCCAGUUAUAUCAGUCAGAAAAUCCCCCCAGAGCCAUCUGAAAAUCAAUUAGUUCCAUCAGCUUUCAAGGAUGAACCAUUCUAAUAUGUCUCCCAGCUCCGUAGAGCAGGAAAACCACUGAAAAUCUAAAUCUUACCGGAAGGUGAUCUGACCAUGACAAGGGAUAGUUGCUAAAAUCGUUCACCCCAGACCACUUUCUUCUAUACUGAUGGAGAUUAUAAUCACAGAGUAUAGGAAUAACAGGUUCUGAGUUUAUAUAUCACAAGUAGGUGAUAGUAUUUUAGUGACCUUUCAGAAAGUAUUGCAACUUCACAGUGUUUUUGUAAUGGAUCAGUUGUGCCAUUUCUGUCCAUUCCAGUUUAAUCUGGCUUUUGAAAGAUCUCUCUAUCAUUCUGUUACAUUCCAAAAAAAAGGAGAUAGAUUUGCUUAAAACAGCAGCACAACCCUCGGUAGUACUAAACUCAUGAAUAUGCAAAUUACUUUGGUAUAAUUUGUAUCAUAAUUUGUUUCCAGUUGGUCUCUGUGCAUUUUCUAGCUGUCAUUCUGUAUCAGUUGAAUACUUCAAUGAGUAGGGAGUGAAAAUUAAUUACCAUAAACAGCAUAUUAUAACAUUUAAGCCUGUGGUGUAUUUAGUUUCCAUUGAAGAGGAACUGAAAUAUUGCAAGCUUUCAGCACUAUUUAAACAGACACAAAGUUUGUGCUGUAAAAAUGUAUGGUUUGUUAUGAAUUUGUUGCAGCAAUAUAUCCAAGCUGUCUUUGUGAGAUUGCAGAUGGAAUGUGUUUUUAACCCCAACCCCUAGUUUUAGUGUAUAAUCUCCAGGGUAGCGUGGGAUGCUUGGGAAGAUUGCUCAGUGUGGCUGCAGAAGUAGAAAGUCUAUAUAUAUUUUCAAACACACAUAAUUUUGAGCAUUUUUACCAACAUGUGCCAAUUGUGCUCUUUCAUGAAUUUACAAGCUGAAAAAAAAUCAUGCAAGAGGUGAAUAUUUACUACACUAAGCAUUUUUAAUGUUUAGUUUUAAUUUUGUAAUUUUAAUUUUAAAAAAUAAAUUUUUAUUUUUUUAAAAAAUGUACCUUUGAUGCCAGGGUCAGUUAGCUUAGUUUAUACCAGGCAUAGGCAAACUCGGCCCUCCAGAUGUUUAGGGACUACAACUCCCAUACCCCUAGCUAACAGGACCAUAGUCUCAAAACAUCUGGAGGGCCAUGUUUGCCUAUACCUGGUUUAUACUUUGGUAUCCUGGGUGAGUUUUAAUUACUCUAUCAAGCUACUGUGUAAGAGACAUGUAAUCACCCUGAAUCACAUGCUGAUAUGGCAGCUGCCACAGAAGGUUGCAUUAUUGAGGCUUUGAGGGAGUAGGGCAACAGUUGAGAACUAGUGCAUUUUGGGAUGUGUGAGGAGUGGUAGUACACACAAUGCUCCUUCUGGGGUAGUUUGUCCACCUCUGGUCCUCAUUCUGCACUCAGCUCUUACCUGUGGCUCCUAGAAGGUGUCAGCAUGUGACAGCAGCUUUGACGGACCUGCUAAACCAGGUAAGGGUAGCUGAUGGGUCUCAAACCCUUAGUUUGAGUGUGGUUAUGACAACACCAGGGUCACAGGUUCGAUCCCUAUAUGGGACAUCUGCAUAUUGUUGCAUUGCAGGGGGUUGAACUAGAUGAUCCUCAGGGUCCCUUCCAACUCUACAAUUCUAUGAUUCUCCUGCAUGUGAAGACAGCUAAAUCUGGUAGAUUGAGCCAAUGAGAACAAUAGUGGAUCCAGUUGUGAAGAAGGCAGUUUCUGCUGCAGACGGUAGUGAGGGUCAAAUGGGGUUUAUCAACCUGAAUAGGUAGCCCUUCUAGGAGAAGAUAAACUCUUGCUCUAGCAGUUCGAAAGCACAUCAAAGUGCAAGUAGAUAAAUAGGUACCGCUCCGGUGGGAAGGUAUACGGUGUUUCUGUGCGCUGCUCUGGUUUGCCAGAAGCGGCUUAGUCAUGCUGGCCACAUGACCCGGAAGCUGUACGCCGGCUCCCUCGGCCAGUAAAGUGAGAUGAGCGCCGCAACUCCAGAGUUGGCCACGACUGGACCUAAUGCUCAGGGGUCCCUUUACCUUUACCUUUAAGAAACAUUUGCUGCCUUGUGGGAUAUCUUUGGGAGAAGAAAAGGCUAAGGAGCAAAGGCUACAUAAAUUCAGAGUGGAGUCCCUAAAACGGCUUGAUGGCACCUUGUAUGCCUCUUUCCAGCAGCUUCUGCAGCCAAGCUGGUGCCAAACGUAUUGCUCUGCUUUCCUUUAGACCACAUCAGUGAGACCAAGGGGGGCGGUCUUGUCGUCUAGGCAGCCCAGGACCUCCAUACACACUGAUCAGGCUUGCACCCUGGGGAGGUCCCUACGAUGCUGUUAACUCACUUCAUUGUUUCUUGAGACAGGAGGAUGCCAACAAUAACAACAGUGCAUUUUGAGUGUUCAGAACAUGAAAAUAUAGAGCUCAAUUUCAGAGGUUUAUAAGCCUGAUAUUACAUAGUUAGAAAAACUCGAGCUGAAUUUCCACUUAAUCUGACCUUUCUGACUUUGGGUGUGCCAUUAAAAGUACUCAUUUAUAUCCUAAUAGGAAGUAUAUUUUUUGAAAAUAAAACCAAGUAACAGAUGAAUGGGUUCUAGAGAAGUACAGCUGAAUAAGAAUUUGUGGCAAACAAAGAGUAGUUAGUAAUAGAAACUUCUGUAACUUCCUCUAAAAGGAAUGAAUUUAGUAACAAUGAUCCUGAGUAGCAGACUUAAAUAGCUGUUUUCCCUCUUGAUAACUAUGAAGCUAUGCUGAUUUACACAGAUGGCUUCCUGUUCUCACUGAAUAUAGCAGUGAUGGUAGGUUUCAACAUAUUUGGACUGAAUCGUUUAGGACAAAUGUAACAAGUUACAGUGCAAUCCAUAAAACUAUUAUUUAAGCGAAAAUGCUGUGUUUUGUAGCCUUUGUAAAAACUUAACUGUGAUGGCAAGUUUAUAUCUGAACAACUGUUAGGCAGGCUGUGUAUAUAUUUUCUGACUGUUACCAAAUGUUCUUUUUAAUAGCCGUCUUAAAACUCCACUAGCUGUUAGUUUUGCCUUCAAGGAAACUGUUUGACAGACAUGUUACAAAUGUCCACCCCCCCCCCCGAAUUUUGAGAAGUUUUAUAUCGAGCCAGAGUGCUGUAGCUGGAGAAGGUCACUGACCAGCAUAACAUGUCAUAUGGGCUUUCAAAACCAUUACUCAAGCCUUUUUGUGGCACGGUCACAGAGGGUAGUGAUUUCUCAUAUAAUUGAUUUUCUCUUUUUGGCAGACUGUUGAUUGCUCAGAAGUAAAUAGCUACAAGUUCACACAAAGUUUAUUAACAAAAAGUUAAUCAGGGAAGCCCAGUACUUUAAACAUUCAGCUGAGUACUGGUCUACUGAUCUACGACAUCACAUUUUAAAAAAAACCAUAUACAGCUCACUUUUAUUAUUCCUGCAGUUCAUUUGCAGAAGUUGCAACUUGAAUAGCACUUAAACUCUUUCAAAUGGUGGUGGCUGGUUCUGCCCCACCCCCUUUGGAAGACAAAUUUUUAAAAAGCUCAGGUCUUUUUGAAUGGAUGAAUUUCUGGGAACCAUAUAAGCUACUUUUGAAUGGGGUACAUGUGGAAUGGAAUGGACAACGCCAUCAGGGAGGUCUUCUGUUAAGUGCAGUGAAUGUAUUGUAGCUGCUCCUGCAUCUUGGAAUGGGCCCCAAACACUUGGCAUCCAUUAUACUGAUGAUGUACUACAACAGAACAUGACGACAUCCUUCAUUGUAGGAUUUGGUCUAGAGCUGUUCACAAAUGACUCUUGAAAUUCUCCACCCUGUUUGUGAACAGAGAAAUUGGAGGGACCAUUUCACCAUUUUUUCAGGGAGAUGAUAAAUUCUCUAACAGUUUUUUUGGAUGUAAAUUAGUAAUGGAAAUAGCACAGCUUCUUUCCCUAAGGUUCUGGCUCCACUCCUCCUCCUCCUCCUCCUCCUCCUCCUCCUCCUCUUCUUUAGGUGGCAAUGGCAGCAAUUGUGUUGAGUCAUGAUUUUGCAUGCUCUACAGUGCCCUGGACCUAGAGGCAUUGGCCAGGGUAUGGUGGAUGGCAAUCUUCACAAAUAUUCUGACAGUAUUCUUCGAAGCAGUUUUUUUCCCUAGGGGUGUGUGUGUGUGUGUGUGUGUGUGUGUUUGAGAGAGAGAGAGAGAGAGAGAGAGAGAGAGAAUUGUUUUUCUGAGAAGUAUUCACUCAGCUUGGUCUCCAGGAACAUUUCACAAGUUAUCCAUGUGUGCAUUUCACAUAUACUAUGGCCAGUGAAAUUUCUUCCACAUUCAAGCCACAGUUUAUUGUCAUACAUGUUAAAUAUCAGGCUUAUUUAUUCACAGUAGGUAACAGUGCUAUGCCAUGCUCUAAACCUAAGGCAGGAAUUUGGAAAAUGUAAAAAACUCAAACCCAGUCUUUAAUAAUACCAGUUUCAGGUCUUCCAAUUUCUACCCAUGAACUGCUAUUGUUAAAGGACUAGCACUAGUGUCCUUUGCAUAUUAUGGCCUGGGAAAUACUUGUUAUGUGGCCAAAUUGUCACAACAAUACAGAUUAGUAGCCCACCACAUAAAAAGGUCAGAGCUAAUAGCUGGUAUCAGAACACCUUUUAUCAUAUGGCUCUCCCCAGUCCCUGGGAUUAGUGAAGUUCUCUUUCAUAUUUCACUGCAAAGGAACAAGAUCCCCCCCCUUUCUAUUUCUGCACCCACACUCUGGGACAUACUCCUAAAGGAAAUCUGCUGGACACUUCCCUUUUGACAUUUUGCCAGCAUCUUUUUUAAAAAUUGUUUCAAAAAGCUUUCUUUGAUGGAUGGCUGCUGAGAUUACCAUCUUGGAAUGUUAUUGUUUACUUCUGUUACUAUUACAAUUGAUUUUUAUUUUUUUUUUAAGUCCAAGAAACUGACACAGAAAGAGCUUAGGAGAAGCAGGAAUGUUGAAGAAAUGAAGCUAACACAAGAUUGUAAAAGCUGCAAAGCACACUAGGAGCCAAGAGCUGGAGUGAAACAGUAACACCAAAGUGCUCAAUACAUUACGGAACUGAUUAAAUUUCUGGUGAAAUACUGCUAUUUGUAUAGGCAAAGCCCAGAUGAUCAUGAGUGAAAGGGUGAGUCAAGGAGAAUGUAAUCUAGAAACAUGCCCUUUAUAGAAGCCUUCUUUAGGGUGCUUGUGCUCUGGCCAGCAUAGGGAGGGGAGAGGCUUUAUAGCUGGCUGGGGUAUGCAGUUCUGGGUCUUCUUUGUGGAGCUUCAGCCAGGCAAGGAAGUAGGGUUGGAGUUAGCUGGCUGGUAGCCGCAGGAGAUACCAGGUAAUGCUGAGGGGAAGAAAUGGCUGAAAGGGCCUAACAAGUGUGCUCCUGACCAUAUCUACUCAGAAGUAAGACUUGUUGAAUUCAGUGGGCCUUACUUCUGUGUAAAAUGAUAUAGGAGUAUGCCUCUGUAUACCAGUUGCUGGAAUGACAAAUGGAGAGAACAGUGUUGUUGCAAUAGAGGAUUGCCAUAUCAGUCAAAAAUUGUUUUACUCUAAAGGGGUAGAGCAAGAUGGAGGAGGAAUGUGUUGGUAAAUUUGGUCUGGUUCAAGGAAAAUGUAGGUUUAUAAAAGAAGAGUUCCCUGGAUAGCAAAUGUUGCUUUGCCUUACAUCAGGAGCCUAAAUAUUUCAGAAUUCAUAGACAAAUGUGAACAAAUUCCAUCACCAGUGACAACUGCCACUCCAGAUUUGGUGCUCAGCUAUGUCCUCCAACGGAAAAAGCAGUUCACAAAAACACUGUGCAAAUUUCAGAGAAAUUGGGGUGGGGGACGAGGAGCUUUCACCACUUUUGUAGAAAGGUGAAGCCACCUUUCUGUAUCAGGCAUUGAGAGAGAGACCCACUGCUCUUGUCCUUUUCCCAAGUAUAUUGUCUUUAUCUGCUUUCUUGGCUUCAGAAAAUAAUAUUGAAAUACUAAAGAAUGUAGUUGUACCUUGGAUCCUGAACGUUUUGCUCUUGAAUUCCACAAACCUGGAAGUGAGUGUUCCAGUUUGCAAAUGUUCUUGGGAACCUGAACAUCCGACACAGCUUCCGCAGCUUCUGAUUGGCUGCAGGAGCUUCCUGCAGCCAGUCAGAAGUUGCACCUUGGUUUCCAAAUGUUUUGGAAGUUGAACGGAUUCCAUUCGACUUCUGAUGUAUAACUGUACUAAAAACAAGCUUGCAUGUUCCUCCACUCCUUUUUGAAACCAGAAUAACACUAAUCAAGCAAACUUGUUAUUCUAUUUAAUUGACAUAAUUUAUUCUGGUCACACGAUUUGAACUUGAAAGAAUUCAUUAUUCAUACUCUAAUAUAGCUGUGAGAAACCUUUUCACUUAGUUACUCAUAUACUUUUUGUAAAUUUAUUAUCACACUGAAUUCACAGUAGCUCUUGAGGGGAAAAUAUUAAUAAAUGGAGAACAUUUGCUACUCCAAGAGAGCAGUUGAUGACUACUGUAUAACUUAAGGGACCUCUGCACAGCAAUCUGUAGUAUAAAUACUACAGAUUGGAAUCUUAAUUGCACAAAUAUUUCUGAGUUGACAUGUCAUACAAUAAGGCAUGAAUAAAAUUUGCAUUCCUUGCAUAGGAUUGUUAAGAAACUAUUGACAAACAGUAUAUUUGAAAUCUGGCAAAGGGCACCAGUUGAGCUAAUUAAGAAUUGUCUAUUCUUGUGGGAGCAAUUGAGGGGGAAAAAUAAAUGUUUCAUCUCAUAAAUACACAACACUCACAUAGUAGCUAAAGGAACUGAAGGCAAGGGCUGGAGAAGCAGUCAUCUGGUCCUACUGAGUGCACAGUUUCCACACUAAUGGGCUAGAAGGACAUGCUUUAUAAGAACUUCCUUGCUGAAACAGUCCAAAGUCCAUAUGGUCUGGCAUUAAAUAAAAUAGUGACCAACCAAAUGUUUCAAGAUCAGCCUUCACUAACCUGGUGCCUUUCAAAUGUUUUGGACUACAAUUCCAAUCAGCCCCAGCUAGAACUAUGUAUAACCUAUUGCAAUAUUCUAUCCUAGAGCAGCAGAAGGUGGAACUAUCCCUGUCCAGAUAGAGGCACAGAUAGGACACCAGGCAAAGCUGAUGGAAGACACUAUUGUGCCACUGAGCCCAUCCAAGCUUCAAGUGACAGAAAAGGAUCCAAAAGCUGUGUAUCCAGUCCUUCAGAAGGAGUAACCCCAUCAAGAGGGGGCAACCUUCCAUCCAGUCUAGGGAAACGCCCACUAACAGUGCCCCAGUCUUCUCUGGAUUGAGUCUCAGUUUAUUGACUCUCAUCCAGUCCAUUACUGAGACAAGACAUCAGUCCAGCACAUGCACUACCAAACCUGUAGAUGUAGGAACAGAACCACCACAAAGUGGUGUCAUCCACCCCUAACUUGGACAGCUGCUCCAGAAGGAUACCAUCACUGAUGGUAUUGAAAGCUGCUGAGAGGUCAAGGAGAAUCAACAAGGACACAUUUCACCUGUCUUUCUCCUGGCAGAGGCCUGGUUGAAAAUGAAUGAUUUUGCCUAAGUAAUGAAGGUACUAGGCAAGCCUCCCUUGGGAGAGCAUUUCACAAACCUAAUAAAUUAAUAUAAAUCACCUUCUAGGUCAGUCUUUGCCUGCCUGGUGUCCUUUCAAUGUUUUGGACUACAACAGCCAUCACCAAAACUACACCUGCUGUGCUGGGUGGGAUUGAUGAAGGUUGUAGUUCAAAACAGCUGUAGAGAUUUGGACAUGUUCUGCCUCCCUGUUAUAUUGCAUCAUUCUACUAGUGUAGCAUUUAAUGGGGGCUCUCACACCGGUUUGUAAUAUUCUAUAUGAAUGUUUCAUUUUUUAAAAAAGCACUCUAAUCAAGCUAAGGAGAUCCACAUGUGUAUCUGAAUUAGGAACUACAGACACAAAUUAGAUCCAUAUUGAAACAAGCUCCAACUAUCGAUGCUAUCUAUCAUCACUGCAUUGCAUGCACAUUCAAAUGGUAUAGUUCGUCAAAUGCAAAUACCUUUCAAAGCAUUCCAAUAAAUUCCAGUAGAGGUCUAAUAAAUUAUUAUUCAUUUUGUUUCCAUGUGAAGUGUCACAAUAAAUUUGCUUGUGUGGGGAACGGGGGCAAGGCUUAGAAGCAUUAUGCAAGAUUCAUAGCUCUGCAUUCUUUAAUAUAGUUUUGACAGUUCAUUUUUAGAAGAAUAAGAAUUAAUGUCAGUCAUAGAAGCUUUGUCUGGCUUCAAGAAUGGAGCUUCCUAACAAGUGUUGCAUUGAUGGGCCUUGAAGAGAAAUUCCAAAUCUCCUCUUUAACAAAUUGUUAUUCAUAGCAUCUUCGUAGCUCCAGACAAAGUUGAGAGCAGGCUGAUGGAUCAGGGUGAGAAUUUAGUUGCUUGGAUUCCAUCCCCAAGUCAGUCAGAUACCCACUGACAUUUUACACAUUAAAAAUAGCUCUAUUCUGGUCUUCCUCCCAUUUGAAAGACAUGGACCAGUUUUCUGAAGUCACAGCUGUAUCUUCAGGUGUACAAAAACAUAAUAUCAAGAACAGUUAUGUAGCUCAGUCUGUAAAAUAUAGAAUAUUUGCUGCUGCUGCUGCGUAGGGGGUUUCCUGGCUUGGGAAGGAGUAUUUAGCUGACCCUAUUAGAUUUGCAGCUUGGUGGUGCUGCCCAACUGACUUCUGUGGCCUAUAGCAUAUUUCACCAGGUAUAGCUGAUGUACCAGCUUUGUACUGUGGUAAUCUGAUAACAUCCUUUAUUGCAUUUACAUUCCCCUCCUUUUCUCCAAAAACUUCAAGAUGGCAUACAUGGUUGUUUCUUCUCCACGUUAAUUCUCUUCUCAACAACGGUGGCCAAGGUAGGUUGGAGCCUCAGCUGUCAGUGAUCUGUCCUUCAAGUGAGCACUCAGGACUGAGUUUCAUGACAGAAUGGAUACAUUUGAUCUUUUGCAGUCCAUGGCACUCUCAAGAGUCUCCUCCAGCACCAUAAUCCACAAGCAUCAACUCUUCGGCUGAUCAGCCUUCUUUACUGGUCCAGCUCUCACUCUCAUACUAUCACUACUGGAAAACCAUGGCUGUUGAAAACUACCCAGAACCUUUGUAUGGUAAGGUGAUGUACGUCUGCUGUUAAGAUACUGUCUCAAGUUGCUAUAGCUCUCCCAAGGAGCAGCGCCUACGUCUUUUGAAUUACAGACGGCUGUCAUCAUCUGCAGUACAUCCAUUUGAAAGACAUGGAGCAGUUUUCUGAAGUGCACAGCCUGUAUCUCUCAGGCUAGUACACAAACAUAAUGUCAAGAACAGUCAUGUCGCUCACUCUGUAACAAUAUAGAAUACUUGCUGCUGCUCCACCUCUUGUCUCUCCUUCCUUUCCGCAGGGUCUUUCUGCCCCUGGGGUUGCGCCCUUCUGGAUUCCUCUGGCGCUGAAUCCCACUCUGCUCUUCCCCUCCUGCGGGCUUUGGGACCUGGCCCCUCCUCCGGGCUCCCUGCACUUCCGCAGCCUCUAGCAUUUGAACUAGGUGCGCGCGCCAGACCUCUAACUUUCCUUUUGACAGUUACAUCUCCCUUCACUGCUCCUCCACUUCCGGGAGGGCUGCAUGCUCUGACCCCCUCCUUUCUCUGCUGCUGGAGCUGCUCCCUCUGACAGCACGUGGAAGCUCCACCCCUUCGGCUGCACUUUGGUGGGGAGGCUGGUCCUGACGCCCAGCUGCCACUUUGGGAUCCUCCGGCUGGCACCCUGCUCUGACACUUGCCCCUGGGGCUCCCUGGCCCUGACCACCAGCGCCCUUCUGGGAACCACUUAUCUACACUGGACAGACUCAUGCGAAUCUCUUGAGUCAUUGCUCGUCCUCUCUUCACUGUGUUGUGGAAGUCUGCCCUCGCUCUGCAUCACCAACCUACCCAGAAACUCUAUAUCUGAACCUAUGUACAGUAUGUAUUAAUAUUUGCAAAAUUACUCUUCAGAAAUGUAGUACUGCAUGGGGCCUGGUCCUUUUAUAACACACACACACACAGCAUAAUUUUGCAUAUAAUUGAUUGGGCUAUUUUUAAUAAACUGCACAAGCCACUCACACACAAAUGCGCACACAAUGCAAGAUGCAGCAAUGCUCAGUUUGGUAUAAAUCCAGCUACAAUGGAUUCUGCUGGGAUUGCUACAUUGGGUUUGCAAGUGCUAUGUACUAAAACACCAUGAUAUUGAACAUGUAGAAAAAAUGUUCCAUGUCACUGUUAAAGUUUGCUCUUAAUAGAUAAUUUUAAAGGGUGAGUAAUUUCCUAUUCUCUAACUACUAUAGCAGUUUACAGUAUUUCAUCGUUCUUGGUGGGCAAAUACACUACUUGAUCACAGUGAAACAAACCCUUGUAAAAUGUGAAUCACAUAUUUGUCUUGUUUAUUUAAAUAAUUCAUCCCAUUUAUUUAAAUGUUCCACAAUCAUAUUAUGCAAUCAUUAUGAAGAGAGCUAUUUUUGCAAUUCUCUUUUCUUUCACUUCUCUUAACAUCUUAGUUUAAAGCCUGCAGGGUCAUUAAAACCCAUCCGUGUGUUCCUUUUACUAAUGUGAGUAAUCAUACUGAAACUUGAAACUUAUUUUCAGGAGUUGUUAUAUGAAGGUUCUUAUUUAUGCACUAGCACAUAUAUCUCUAAUAAUGUUUUUGAACAUUUCUGAAGGCUCCUUCUGGGUCUUAUAAUUCUACUCAGGGUCUUAUAAUUCUACUCAGACAUAAGCUGGUGCUCAGCACAAGAAGCAGUUCAAAUGCUCCACUUUCUGUCAUUUGCUGAUUUUAAUUACAAACUUUUUUCAGACAUACAGUAAUUAUGCCUGUAAGUCAGUGUUAAGCCCUUAGGGACUCAGCUGGUUUUCAUAAGAACUGUAUAAGAAAACGUUGUGCACUUGAAGCAGCAACUGGUAGUUGAAGACUUAGUUUGGUAUAUUGUAAGAAGACUACAUGGUAGUAAUUUUCUUUUAUAUAUUUCUAUAAACCAUAUUGAAUCUUAUCUGAUUUCCUCUGUGUUCUAUUUAGCAAACUUUGUUCUCGCUACUGUGGAACCAGAAUAAUUGGUUGAAUCAGAAAAAUGUAGUCUUGAAAGGAGGUUUACAAAUAACAUAUAAAUAGAUUCUUCGUGAGCUUGGACUGGAGAUUUCACUGAUCUUACUCCGACAAAGUUAGGAGCACUACUUUAACUAAAAAUUUGGGUGAAUAACAACUUGUACCUGGCAUAGAAAUUUCCAAUAAUGUCUUGACUUGAGAGGCCACUACCUUCUCGAUCACCAUCUCAUGGAAAGGGACACUUAUGACUGUGUUAGUUAUUAAGAUCUGGGUCCAAUCAGUGUUCAAGAGUUGGCACAAAAAGGAGGGAAAAAGCUUGGUAUUUGCACAAGUUGUUUAGGUGUCCCUCAAAAGGUUAUCUGUCACCAAACAUAUGAUUCAAACUCCAUAGCCAAUUAGCCAGCAUAGGGAACCCUAUUUGUAGACUAAGUUCUUAUGUGCACAAUUUUCAUUUUAUUUCUGUGGUUCAAGAGUUGGGGAUAGAUGGAUGUCUAUUUCUGGUCCAUGUGUAUUUUGCAUCCAUAAGCCCAUUCCUAAAUCUAGUCCACCCUGUUUACAUGUCAAUCUGCAUUUUAAAGCAAUGUAUGAAAAUUCACAUUUACUGACGUUUUCUCCCCAACAAAACAUGCAUUUCUGUCCGUAUAGUCUCCUAAAACGCAUUUUAUAUGCAUUUUGACAUAAAUUAAACAUAUUCUUAUAUUCAUCUAAACAUUUUAAUGCAUAUUUUGAUACAUUUUCUGAGCCAAGAACAGUAUCCCUAAUGGAAAACGGAAGGAUAUCUCUAAUGCUCGGCCCUCCAAAUGUUUUGGGACUACAGUUCCCAUCAUCCCUGACCACUGGUCCUGUUAGCUAGGGAUGAUGGGAGUUGUAGUCCCAAAACAUCUGGAGGGCCAAAUUUGGGGAUGCCUGCUCUAAUGCAUGCAUUAGCAACUUAAUACAGUUCCCUACAUGUGCCACCUUUAGAGAAACAUCUAUGAGUCAGAGGUGUGGUCUGGCUGAAGGAGCUGGUUACUGAUCAGUGUAGGCUCCUGGGCCUCAUCAAGAAUGAAGUUUAAUUUGCCAUUAACUCAGCUUGUAGAGUUCCUGUAAAAGCAGCAGAAGACAAUGCAACAACUACAUUACAAUCUUAUGUAUUCAUCUGGGAAGUGGGGAUCAGGUUGGUGUGCUUAAUAAAUGUUGAAUGAAACCGUAGAGUAUAGCAUCCCUAAGCAGUAGCAGUGUGUGGUUUAAUGUACAUGUCUUAAUUUUCCAUUACAGUGAUUUCUUGGUUCAUUUUUUUUCUUGUAGCACACAUAAUUUCAGUUAUGUUUUGUAAAAUGUGAUUGGUCAAAAUGUUUACAUCUCUGAAAUCCUUCAGGAUAUAAACAAAAUGUUAGUUGAUGCUGUAGAUACUUUAAAUAUGUCCAAAUGGAAUCAGAGGCUUUUCUAUCCUGCUGAAAUUUAAUUGUGAUCAACAUUUUAAUUUAAUAGAAUGUAAGCAAUUAAGGCUCUGUUUCAAAGAGUUGUGCUGCUGGCUCUGUGAACUUAAGUGAGACUUUGGAUUUACCACAAGUACCACAACUGUUUCAUGGGGUGGGGAAGAGAAAAAAAUCCCAGUGCUAUACAUACCUAAAGGUCCAAGUGUUUCUUCUUGAACUGCACAUUAGAGAAAGGGUUAAUGCACUGGUCUGAUAUAGCCAUAUUCUCAUUUCCCCUUGAAUUCUUGGAAUAUGCUACCUCCACAGUAUUAAAAUUUAUUUGCAACAGUUUAAUGCAUUUUUGUGUGUGCUGCUGCUUAAUAUUUUUUAUCGAUCUUGAAAAGGAGAGACAUUCAAUUACUUUCUCUCCAGAAGUAUCCUACUUAUUACUCCUUUGUUGCUUAGGUUAAUAAUGAGUAUGUCCAAGCAAGGACUGGAAAACAGAAAUCAAUUUGUGGCCACAAUUCAUUUUUGGGAAUCUCUAGGGGCUGCUGUGUUCCUGAACCCUUAACCAUGGCUUUUUCUUCCUGCCCAAUACAAACUUGGUAAUUUUUGCUACUCAAAAAUACACUGUGCUAGUAUUAUUCUUUGCUCAAAAUUUGCCUGUGGAGCCUUCACACAAACCACAGAUGCUGCUCCCUUUCUAAACAGCUUUCUUGCCCCACAGAUCCAUUAGAUUGGCCUUUAGAAUGUCCCACUGGGUAAUCUUGACCCAGAUGAUUGCUUAGCUUAAUCUUAUUUGUAAUCUGUACCAUAGUCUUCAGAGUAUCCCAGCAUAAAAUUGUCAGUUGACAUGCUCACCACCUUUCCCUUCCAUGUACCUCAUCUUUCUAUCUCUUUAUCUCAGAUAGUUAUAUCCUGCCUCUUAAUCACGGGGAUUCUUCAGAUGGCUCACAAUACCACAAAACAAUCAUGGAAAAAUCAAGCAGAUAAACACACACAACAAAUUCAGUUCAGAAGCAUGCACCAGAUGCUAUUAAAAACCAAAGCAAAAAGCAUAAAUUUAACCCCCCAAAAAUUAUUGGGGGGGGGGAAGCUUUAUGGUUUGGUGAAGGCACUGACUCUUGUUGCUAUCCUCCUCACCUCAGAUGAUGGGGCACUGGAUAGAUACCACCUCAAAAGGGGCUGAGUACUUCAGCAAGUUCAUGCAAGUAGUUAGUCCUUCAAGUUCCUGUCCAAAUCAUUUUCAAGUCAUCUAUACUUAUUCCCAGUACUCAGAAUUUACCUUUCUGCUGAAUAUGCAAUUUAGCAUAGAUUCAUCAACCAGGGUUAAUAGUCCAUUGCCUAAUAAAGUGAGUAACACUUUGAUCUGACUUAUGGACAGAUAAUUCUAUUCAUGUUUUCUCUUUGUUCUCUUCUAGGUUACACAACAGAAUCCUCUGAAGUGAUUAUAAAAAUGAAGAACUCCAGGUCAUUUCUCUGUCUUGGAACCUACAUUUUAAAGGAAUAUAUUUAAAUCUCAAGAAGAAUCUAUUCUCUCACAUACCUAAAUUUGUUUAAUUUUGAUGAAAGGACAAUGAGCUCCUUUUGUUUUUUGUGUCUCUUCACUCUGUACAGUGAAAUCCCACUCUCCUCAUUUUGUUCAAUGGGAAAAACCUGAACUCAUCAUCAUCAACUUAAAAAGAAAAUUUUGUAUGUCCAGAUCAAGUAUAAUGUGCCUCUAAUACAUUGCCAUAUUAUUUUCAGUAGUUGCCAUCUAUUUUGGUUAGUCUGAUUUUUAAAAAAAUAUAUAUACUGAUUUGACAAAGUUUCUUAAUUGCUUGUAGAAAGUGACUUUCAUCCAUUUGAAAUGGCUCCUUACACCAAUUCUUUAAUGGUACUAAUAUGAAGCAUUGCAUUCAACGUUGCAUAGCAUUGUUAUCAAAUGACUUGCACAGACAGUGUUUCAAGUGCCAGCGGCCAACUCACAAUAUUAAAGAGUGUCCUUCUCUGUGCAGAGAUAAAAAUAAAGUUCUGUUGCACGUGGAUAGCAAACAGAUGAACUUGCUUGCAGUGCUAGAAGUAAGGACUUAUCACAGUGAAAGCUGGACUGGAUUGUUUUGCCUGAAGAAAGGAAAACUAUGCAGUUUAAUGUUUGGAUUAUUAAUAAUGAUGCUAGUGAUGGCAUCCUAUAUACUGACUGGAGCUAAACGUGGCCUCUUGCUGAUGCAGCCAGCACUACGAUAUGGAGCUUUUACUAGCAGUUCAAACUUAAUGGACAAUGAGAGCCUCUGUGAUAUGAAAGACCAUUACCAAACAUCUAAAAUGAAUAUUUCAUAUGCAAAGGAUUAUCCAAGCAUUAAAGUAAUUAUUGACACAAUUACUACAAACAUUGAGUUUAUAACUAGACAUCUUCCAGACUUAGAAGAUUUGAAGAAACAAGAGAUGCAUGUGAGUAUACAAGAGGGAGAACUAUUUAUUAAAAAAUGGUAACCUUGACCAUUACUCUCUGUAGUAUCUAUUCAACACCAACACAGUGAUGCCAUUAUAAGCCAAUGCACUCUUAAGUUAACACUCACUGUAGAAUCAAGGCAGAUGCACUUCAGUUUAGGUUAACACUGACAUUUAGCAAGGUGUUGGGACUCCCUAUCACUUGUAUAGGUGCAUAUCUCUUCAUUCAUGCUUUUGAUAUGACCCAGUAGUAGAUAUGAUUGAGAACAAUAGAUAGUCUCAGAAGCUGGAACACACAUGUUGGAGCCUAGGGAAAGCCACUGUGGUGCUUUCUAAGUUUCCUCUGGAAAUAUGGGAAGAUCAGAUCAAACAGUGAGGUAGUUACUGUAGCUGGAUAAUCAUAGACAUUCUGCUGGUCAGAUCAGACCCUUAAAUGAAGUGUUUUUAUCAACUGUAUAUACGAUAGACUCACAAGUUGCACAGGUCCGUUCUGGAGGAUUGCUAGUAAAGCCAAAAUUGCGUAUAGUCAGAAAAAUCCCAAAACUGCCCCAGUGUGACGCUUCCUACCAUUCUGAAGCUGGUGUUGCAAGUGGGCCUGGCCCUCCAUGAAACCAGGCUUACUGGGUUGUGGGAAGGUCUCAUGCAGUCUCUGGGAGCUUCCAUGGAAUCUCAUGAGAUUUCAGAUGGCCCCAUGGAAUCUUGUGGGAGCCUCCCAGAGCCUAGUAAGCAAGUAUGAGAACUUAAAAGCUCUUUUCAUGUCAACAAAGCCCAUCACGGAAAGAGAUUUUAAGAUUUCCUCCUUGCAUGCAUCUAAUUUGUGCAAUUGCUGCUAUAUAAGUACCAGACAUGAAAACUGGCUUAUCACUACAUGCUUUCUCAUAAUUUUACUGGUGUACAGGAAACAGAGAUGUGGUUGCCACUGCUAUUGGUAAAUCAGACCUGAAGAGAGUGAACACAGAAAGUUCUAAGAAUACUUUAGAUAAGUCUAAUUCUUCCAAGGAGGUUUCUUAUAUGCAGUUUGUAGAUGCUCAGGAAUGUAGAGUGUUAACAGAUGUUUGGGAGUAUGUGGGAAGAGAAAAUUAUUGGAUGGAGACAUGCUUAAAGGUCCAUAUGAACACUUUGAAGCACAAUCUACUCCUUAGACUUUUAGGACUCUAAAAUGCUAAAAUAAUUCUGAGGGAUUUCAGGAAGGUAUAGAACUUAUGUUAAACAACUGGAAGUCAGUGUUUUUUUACAAUGAAAGUGGUUCAGUUUUAUUAAUUAAACCUGAACAUUAAUUUGAUCUGUGUAUUUCAUCUUCAUUUAAACCUGUGUUUCCUAAUUAUUAAUUCCUUGCAUGCAUAUCUUCCAGUUUGCAUAAUAUUAUUGGACUUGCACAUUUCAAUAACCUUAAGCCAGGUUUUCCAGUGUUCACAAUACCAAGCUGAGAUACUCUCUUAGGUGUGACUGUUUAGGUUCACUAUUAAUAUUGGUGAACUAUAUCCUUCCUAUGCGAUAUCAAGUGAAGCUCAAUAUGUACCUCUUUGGUUCACUUAGAUAAGCAUUGAACUAGUGUUAUUGUGAGUGAUUGCCUGGGAAUUGAAAUCCUGGAGACCUGCGGUCAGUCAGUAGAGACAGAACCGAGCUAGAUGAAAAAAUGGUCUGAUUUGGUAUAAGGAAGAUUCCUAUGUUCCCAACCACUCCAUACAUCUCUGAAUUAGUUCCAUAUAAACCACAAGAGUCACUUGGUGAUCUCCCAAGGAUUUCUGUUAUUGCUUUGGCUCUGAAAAUUCACCUUGGUUUUCCUUUACCCUAUAAUUCAUCCAAUAAAUUAAUCUAUGACUAUUAUUGAAGCCAUUGGUAUACUGUCCAGUAGUAUCAUAACCCUAUACAACACAAACUUGUGUCUUUACUAGGUCCAGUUAUUGCUGUAGGAUGCUAUAGUGGAAGCAACAUGAAAGUGACCUGUGUGAAGUCAGACGCCCAGGUGGCAGAAUGCUUGAUGAUACUAUAGAACAUUAUGUGGUGUUUCUUUUACGUUUGUGCAGGGAUAUGACCAUGUUGGAAGCAGUGUGUGAAUCGCUGUGCAAACUCAUUACAGAUAUAGCUCAGGGUGACAGUUUCUACAACUGUAGCAUCAGGUCUUCUGUUCUCAGUUGCCCAUGCUAAAACAAGAUGAAAAGCAGAAAUGACCAAAGCAAAAUGUGAAAACUGUUGCAAAUAGUCUUCAAUAUGUCUCCUACUGUGCAGGAACUAAAGACCAGACUCUCAUUAAGAAUUCACUCUGCAGUUAACUUACAGGUACAAUGAAGUACUGUACAGUGUCUACACAGAAAUAAGUCUCUUCAUAUUUAAUGGGGAUUACUCCCAGAUAAAAGUAGUACAUGAUUUCAGCCUAGGCUUCGCUUAUGGGCUAGCAUUGGAGAAAGCUGUGUGGAAGGCAAAAAUUCAACAGAUUAAGUGCAAGUAUGGGGAAAGAUAUUCACAUUCUAGCUGUCAGACAUUUUAUCACGCAAAACAUAUACAAAUCUGUGGUCUCUUUUGUGAGUAGGUCAAUGCGGCCAAUCCAUAUACAGUAUACUGGACCCAGAAAAUCCUGUUGGCCCUUCUGAUUGUAGUCUAGGGGUGUAUGAUCUCAGGAUUUGAGGGCUGAAUGCAGCAUUCAGGUCACUCUGCCUGUCCCUCCUACAUCCCUUUUCUAGCCACACACCCCACCAGUCCAGGUUUGCACCCUUCUUGAAUCCCUUUCCCUGCAGGAAAUGCAUCCUUGAACUUUGAUCAUUCUGUUUGCUUGUCUGGAUGGAUGAGAGUGUGUGUGAAUGUGUAUAGAAACUAGCCUACUGUACAAUGGUAAAAUUCACAUUUGUUGCUCCAUCUACUUUUGCUUCUGGUACCACCCAACACUGGCAUGUGGGUCCCAGAAGUCCCUUGAGCUAAAAAAGGUUCCCAACCCCCCCCCCUCAUAUUUAAUAGAGUGGUUGCUAUGCAGAAGCUUUUGUAGAGAAUUGCUGUGUUAUGUAGUGUGUGCUGCUUUUCUCAAAUUAUUCCUUCUGUUGAUGCAUUAUAAUUUUGUUAUACAUAGAUGAAUUCCAUCUGCUCUAGGAAUUAAUUUCUUAAAAUACAAUUCUAUCUAUGGAAGUCUGCAUAGAUGCAAUAUUUAGGUUUAGAUAACCAUAUUACUUCUUUUUAUGUUUAAGAGCUGGGCUUUACAAAUAUAUUCCUCUUCUCUGCCAGAUUUACAUAUCCUCCUGGUCUUAUAUCUGUGCAACAGCAUAGGCUAUCGGAACAUUAAAAUGUCUAGAAUGUGUAAACAAUAGGAUUAUCAUAACCGGAAGUGCUACCAUGUUCUUUGUUUCCUGCCUUAAUGAGAGCUUUUAUUCUCUGUUUUGCAGAUGUUCUCCGUAAUUCCUAACAAGUUUCUUCCAAACAGCAAGAAUCCUUGUUGGUAUGAAGAAUACAAAGGAAACACUACUAGGGAUCCUUAUGCUACAAACUCAUAUGCGUUGUAUUCCAAACGUUUUCGGACAAUAUUUGAUUACCUUAGAAAGGUGUUUUGGAGCCAUUUGUAUCAUUACAAGGAGAAGCACUACCGGCUACGCUGCCUUCCCCAUUUCUACAUCAUAGGCCAGCCGAAGUGCGGAACAACAGACCUUUAUGAUAGGCUCAGGUUACAUCCUGAUGUGAGAUUCUCAGCAAUUAAGGAGCCUCACUGGUGGACAAGGAAAAGGUUUGGUGAGUAAACACACUAUCUGACACAGAGUUGUUUUUGCAGAAAUGAAUUCUUAAAUCUUCCUUUGGAAGCAGCAUCUCUUCAUUUUUAAGUUUCUCCAUCCCUAGUUAGCAGUAGACCUAAUGCUGGAAACCAAUAGGUCUAGCCUUAAUGUCUGUAUCUGUGGCAAAUUGCCUUGGAUACACACUGGAAGUGCACGUAACAAGCCCCCAAAUCAGAAGCCUAAUAUAGAGAAGCCUAUCAGCUGGAUUGGUAUAAACAAUAGCCUGCCCUAAUAUUAAUUAAUUGAUCUAUAUAAUGCCCAGUUUGCUUGUCAGCUGUGUGCAGAACAAGUCUUAACAUUGCACAAAUUUAUAAUAAGCUGUCAUCAACUAGAAAAACCUAGGAUGGGUAGCACUGUUUGUUGUUUGGUCAUAAGCAGAUGUCUAUACAAAUCUGCCUUUUUGUGUAGUUCUUUCAAAAUACCUGCUCUGGCUUAGGUAAAAGAGUUGAUGCUAAAAAUCCAUUUCAGGCAGUACCUUGCGGUAACAUGAGAGCUGCUUUUCCUUUUGACAGUUCCAUGUGGCUUGAUCAAUACCAGGUUUAGUGGGGCUCUUGGCCCCCAGGGACUCUCACCUUGAAAGUGACAGGUAUAUGCAGCAGCAUCAUAAAAGGGGGGGGCAGUUUAGUGAGCAAGUUCUGCUAGUCUCCACUGUUUUAAGCCCCCUCUUAGUAUGUGAGGUCCCUUUGUAGUAGUUUAUUUUGUGGAGUUAAUACGCUGGGUGCUUCAGCUGCUAAGGCUGUAGUGCUGGAGAGUUUUCAUUUGCCCAAAGCAAAGGGCAGCUGCCCAUGGAGCUCUGGUACUGGGCCUGUGGCUGGUAUAUGGAUGAUGCAGCCACAAGGAUAAGGCAGAUUGCAUGGGUUUUCCCUUGGAGGAAAGGUGCCAGUUGCAUAGAAUAAUACAGCUGUAAGGGUCUGCAAGGGACAUCUAGUUCAGCAGCCUGAAAUGCAGGAAUAUUUUGCCCAACAUGGGGCUCGAACCCACAACCUUGAGAUUAAGAGUCUCGUGUUCUACCGUCUGAGCUAUCUCAGAAUACAGGCAUGUGUGAUUAGCCUGCCCAGAUGCUUCAGCUGCAUAGUGUUGUAUAACAGAGCUUGACUCCACAGUCUGUAUUGGCCUGGUUUGAAAGGUGAAGAGACUUAGUGCUAGUUCCCAUCUGAUGAUGAGCUCAUUCAAGGACAUAGUGACAACAGUUUCUAAUAUCUACCUUGCUUGAGUGCCAGUUUGGCAGGAGUGAGAGUUGGAAGCAAUUACAAUGAUUAUCUGAAAGCAGGACCAGCGUCAGCACCUGGAAUCCUUGGGCUUCUGCCCGUGGAUGUUGACCCUGACGCUGCUACCAUUCUGCUGACGGGUUUCCUAGGAUUUUUAGUUCAGGAAACAGAUUUAUUUUUAUUUGCUUUCAAGAGUUGCAAGGAUUCAAAUCUUGAAAUAUCAAAGCAGUAGAGAGUAUGUUUUCAUUAUUUUUUUAUUACUGAAAACUGAGCUCCCUCCCUGCCAAGCCUGGUUGUACUCACUUCAGUCUGGUUCUGCUCAGUAUGUCUCAAGACACAAGGGAACAGUUUAGCCUCUAUGGAUUUUAACACCAGUGUUUUGGCUUAUGAUUAGUGAUAUAGAUGGCCUAGUAGGCUGAGGUUUAUACCACACAGAGGAUAGGUUCAGUUGUGCACGCCCCCCCCCGCUUCAGAUAAAACCUUAGAACGAAUGCACAACAGAGCUUCUUCUGUCUGCAAAUUGGUUUGAAUAGGAAACCACUGCUUUUCAGAUUAUAGUUGAUAAUGCCUUCAAGUUUGAGUGAAGUCAAUCUAGUUGAAAUGGACUAAAUUGGUACAACUGGUUUCCUCUACUAAGGCAGUUGAAGCAACAAACUCAAUAAAAUUGAGCUGAACUAAUUUCAGAGGGAUUUUAAUUGGUAUGCAGUGUUCUUUCAAGUAUAUUCUUUGUGGUUUGUCUCUUAUACGAGUUCUAUACUUGGCCCAAUAAAACAACUUCUGAAUUUAUUUCAAAUAAAAUUCCAUGUGCUGAGGCCAAAUGCAAACGGCGACUGUUUUAGAAUUAUUUGAAAGGACCAGGCAGGUACAUCUCCAAAGCUGAGAAACUCUGGGCUUUUCCAUCUGGCUGAGAAGGCUAUGUAUGCCACUCUGAGUGGAACACCGGCAUGCUAACAUGUAUCAGCAUGGAAGGAUACCCACAAACCAGCCUUCUUCUGCUUCUUCUUCCUCAUUAAAGUUAUAUACCACCCUUCAUCUGAAGACCACAGGGUGGCUUACAACAUAAAAACACAAAAACCAAAUCCGAGAAGUCAAAACAUCCCUGCAUAGGGGGGUCUAUCCAACUUCCCAUCUCCAAACCAAACAGUACUCCAUCUCUCCAAAUCUGACUUUCUCCAGGUUCAGUCGUCAGAAACAACAACCUAUGUUCCUGCAAGGCCGCAGCUCUCUCCACUUCCACCACUUGAGGUUCAGCAGCAACCUCCUCCUCCAUCUUCCUCACAACUUGCCCUGCCAAGGCACAUUCCUGGACCAAUUCCUGAGUGGUUUUUAUAUGAGUAUUCACUGUUUGUCCAAAUUUGCCAACUGCAACAGUCAUCAAAUCCAUCUUCUCAUGUAACUGUUCCAGUAAAGCACUUGUCUUGCAAAAAGCAAGCACUAAAGCUUCUUCUGGGCACAUUCUUGUUCAAGGUCAAUGUCUGGUCUCACGAUCUUAAUCUCUAGAACUGUGGAAAUCCCCAGAUCGACUCCAGCAACAGUUUCACAAGCUCCCUCUAGAGGAAACAGUUUCUGUUUGUAUCCGUCUUUUUUUUUUAAAAAAAGCAGAUCCCGCAACAAAAUUUCUUUCUUUUUUCAGAUAUUUUGUUCCUUUUAAGUGCAAAAGGGAACAUUGGAAUCAAAAUGUUUCUCUUUUUUUAACUAUCUGUCAAAAAAAGAACGUUUUAUCCACAGUCAGUGAACUGACAAAACGUCUGUCUCUGACACCCCGCUCCCAGGUUCAAGACGGUGGAAAUUUAUCUUUCUUUACUCUCUCUUCUGCAGGUUUUAACAGUCUAAGAUUUCCCCCCUCUUCUACUGCUCCCAAGGGGGGUUUAGUAAUUUUAACUGAUGGAAAUUUAGUCCUUUACAAACGACUUUCCAGACUCUAGCUUGCAAUGUCUUUGCUUCAAUCUAUUUACAAAAGCAGAAGGCGGACUUCCUGUUUAGACCUUCCCGCUUCAGUGCCAAAUUAAGAAGUUUCAUAGUCCGAUUUUCCGUUCUACUCACGGGCAGUUGUUUAAAAUCCAAUUGUUCACAGGAAAAAGUCAGCGCUCUCCGGCAACAGCAAUGCGGCUUCACUCCGUGAAAAGAGCAGUCGAUUCGAAGCACCGCGCCAUUCACCCCACGUCGCUCCGGAUCCCCGAAACCAGGUUUCCCCGCGAGUAGGGGAGGCGCAGAAGGUGCCAGCCAAAUCCCACGUCCACAGGCUUCUCCCGCCUGUGGUUUUUGAUGGGUCUCCGCCUCGCCGUGGCGGUCCAGACCCUAAUUCUCACGAAGCGGAUUCCUCCCGAUCAGAGGAAAUCCGCCAUUGCCGGAGGCGCUAACCUGGAAGUCCCCAUCCUGUGGUCUUCUUCAUAAGGUUACGCCAUUUAGAUUUGUCACUAAGAGCUUCCCUAGCAAGCACCAAGGUGGCUUCUCUUACUAUGUGGCCAGGAUGUAAAUAAUAUUUACACUCAUGAAAUAAAUACACAAUUUUCAAUGUCCGUAUUUAUACACACAUAUGUAUAAUUGUAAUUAUAUAUUUAUUUAUAGUGCUGCCUUUUUCCCUGACAGGAACUCAAGGUGGCUUAAAGAAAAAGUAGAAACAAUUUAUUCAUGUUCAUGUACAUGUAGACUACAAAGAACUUGCUACAUGAAAUAGAUUAUGUAGAAAUUAAUCAUGCAACCAUUUUGACUCUUUUUAUCAGAUACUUAUUUAUUUAGGGUUUUGGACAUUUUUUUUUAUUACUGUCAGGGGUUCAGGAGCAGAGGCACAGGAAAGGGAGGAAAUAGAGAGCGAGGGGGAGGAGUCCGAAGGAAAUGUUAGCGAUGACAGCGGUCCGAGGUCUCUGAGUCUUUCCAGCGAAUCGGAAGAUUCACAGAAAGGGGCCCCUUGGUCAGAGCAAGGGGGACACCCCAGGAAGAAGGGGCCAGAGGGGACUCAGAGAGCAGCAGUUGGAAAUCAGGACCAGCGUCCACACCAGAGUGCAGUAGGGGGGAGGAGUCCCAGGCAUCGGGAUCAGGCGGCGCACUGCCAGUGGGAGGACAUGAGUCAGGAUUGGCCACGCCUCCAUCGGGGAGCGAGGAAACGGUCGAGAGGAAGAUUGAAGGCUGGGCGCGCGCGCCAAGUUCAAAUGUACAGGAGGGCGGCGCAGUUGGCAGCCCGGAUAGGGAGCCAGGUCCCAAAGCCCGCCGAAAAGAGGGGGAGGAGUCAGGGGGGGUCAGCGUCAGAAGAAUCCAGGAAGGAAGGGACCCCGGGGGGUAGCAGGACCCAGAGGAGAAAGGAGAGACGUAAGAGGUGGAGUAAGGCUAGAAUCUUAAACUGGUGUACAGGGGGCGGAGACUCAGAUGGAGCUUCGCCGAUCUAACCCCUAGACGUAGAGCUGGGGCGCUCCGGCUUGAAAAUGGAAACUGUACUUCAAUAAAGACUUUUGUACAUUACUGCCGGCUAGCGUUGGUCCUCUGUGAGCUGGGACCUGGAGCCAGCUCUGACAGUAAGCUCCAUCUCAAAAAUUUUGCACCAAAAACCUCGUAACGUGAGUGGACGCAGCGAGGGGAGAUUGGUGCUUCGCGAGCUCACAAAAGUCAGGCAAGAUGACUACAGAACAGCAACUAGCAGCCCUGCAAAAUGCAGUGACACAACUCAACGCGGAGGUACUCGCAUCCAGGAAAAGGGAAGAGGAAGCGGCUGCCGCCUGCAGGGAUCUCCAAGCCAGGUUGGAAGUGCUUGCUAAGCAGGGGCAACCGGGACCCAAAUCAGAGGGGAUUGGGCUGGGGAAAAGAGGAGGCAGCCUGGUAUCUCAUUUCGAUGGGAAUUUGCAGCAGUACCCUAACUUCCGAGCAGACGUGCUGUUUGCGCUGGAACUGCUGGAUAAAGACUUUAGAGAUGAGCAAGAGAAGGUGGGGUUUAUCUUGUCCCAUUUGCAUGGGGAAGCUAAAGCGUGGCUGCGCAAUCUGUGGAGAGAUAAGGAUCCGGCGCUCCAAAAUGCGGAUGCAUUCAUUAAAGCGAUGGAUUCGUGUUUUUAUCAAAUAUAGACAUUGAUAUCGCCAGAAAAGACAUACAUGGGCUCAAACAAGGCAGAGCCAGUGUAAGGCAGUACCAUUCCCGCUUUUUGCAUUAGUCCAUGCGCUGGGAUGGGAGAAGGAUUCUGCCCCAGCCAGAGACCUUUUUUUGGGAAGGCUUGAAUGCAAAUGUGAAAGAUGAGAUUGCAAGGGGGGAGAGACCAAAGAGCACUCAGGAGGUUGUCCGGAGGGCGCUGCAAAUUGGGGUGCGUCUGGAAGAACGUCCAUGGAACAGAGAAGAAGGACGUUGGGGACGUACGCCAGUGAGAGCACCCCCCUCUUUCCCAAGGAUACAGCGCGUGUGCAAUCCCCCCCUCCGCAAGGCGGGGGCGAGCAACCGAUGGAGAUUGGAGGCGCCAGGGCUCAGUCAGCAACCAGAGCCUUACCACCGGGAGCAGUCAAAGCGAAGCCUCCUAGAGGGAACAGGAAGUGCUACAUCUGCGACAGUGCUCAGCACAUGGCGAAAGAGUGUCCCCAGAGGCUCCACAAGCACACUGCAGCCUCAGCAACAGUAACAGAAGCAACUCAGCAGAGAGAACCACAGCAGGGAAACGACAGAGUCUGGUUGGAGGAAGAGGCACUGGGGCCCAACCAGACAAGUCACUGAAGCCGUCCCCAGAGAUUUUGCAGCCCACAGACCCCCUCCCGCCCAAACCAGUGGUGCAGCUCACAGCAUCGCUCCAACUACCCAAUGGACUCACUAUGGAAGUGCCGAUUACCAUUGACUCUGGUAGUAACGCAGACUUCAUAGGACUGGAUUUCCUUCAAGAGCACAACAUAGCACUCCUGCCAGCCACGCUGCCUCUGAAGGUUGUCACGGUGGAUGGCAGGGAAUUGCUGGGGGGGCAGGUGGUGCAGCAAACGCCUCCGAUGGUGAUGCAAAUUGGGAAUCACCGAGAAGUCAUCAGCUUCAAUGUCACCCAACUGUCGGACACGCCUAUAGUAUUAGGCAUGAGUUGGCUGCACAGGCACAGCCCAGCAUUGGCGUGGUACCAGCGACAACUGACCUUCGGCUCCUCAUACUGUGCGGAACAUUGCAUUCUGCCUAGCCCGGAAGGGGAAGAGGAUGAUCCGCAGCUACAAUUAGGCACGCUGCAAGCAGUGCCACUCAAGUACGCAGCGUUUUUGGAGGUUUUCUGCGAGAAGGAAGCGGACAAGCUACCUCCCCACAGGUCUUAUGACUGCAAGAUUGACCUCCUGCCAGGGGCGACGCUGCCAACCGGGAAACUGUAUUCCAUGUCUGAAGACGAGCUGCAGGAACUCAGGGAGUUCAUAGACCUCAACUUGAAGCGCGGUUUCAUCCGGGAGUCGAAGGCAGUGGGGGGCAGUCCUGUAUUCUUUGUGAAGAAGAAGGACACGCCCCAAAAAGGCUUGUGGUGGACUAUAGAAUUUUGAACUCGAAAACCAAGCCCACAGCCUUUCCCAUGCCCAAGAUAGAUGACCUGCUCGCAACGGUGAGGAAAGGACGCGUUUUCACAAAGUUGGAUCUGCGAGGGGCGUACAACCUGAUUCGCAUACGGGAGGGCGACGAAUGGAAGACUGCCAUGUUCACGCCCCUGGGCACCUAUGAAUACAGAGUUAUGCCCUUUGGAUUACAAAAUGGCUCCCACUGUUUUCAAGCCUUCAUGCAUCACGUAUUGGCGGGUCUCCUCUACAAGAAAUGCGUCUGCUUCCUGGACGACAUCCUGAUAUUUUCAGAAUCAGAGGAGACCCACGAGGGAGACGUCAAGGAAGUUCUGCAGAGACUGCAGGAGCACAGGCUGUACGCCAAGCUGGAGAAGUGCCAGUUCGACAUGAAGGAGGUAGAUUUCCUGGGCUACAAGUUGUCGGACAAGGGGCUCGCCAUGGACAGCGCCAAGGUUCGCUCAGUGUUGGACUGGAAGAGCCCGCGCAAUCGGAAGGAGGUCCAGCGGUUUGUCGGUUUCGCCAACUUUUACCGCAAGUUCAUCAAGGGGUUCGCGAUGCAGACGGCGGCCAUUACCGACACGCUCAGCUCCAAGAAGAAGAAGUUCAUCUGGACGGAGCAAGCGGAGCAGUCCUUUCAGAAACUCAAGCGUCUCUUCUCGUCCGAAGAGCAGCUACUGCAUGUGAAUCCCAGCAGACCGAUGAGGGUUGAAACGGACGCCUCAGACAGAGCCGUGGGAGCAGUACUGUUGCAGCAAGACCCGCAUGGGGACUGGAGACCGUGUGCCUUCUACUCCAGGAAGCUCAGCAAGUCAGAGCAGAACUACACCAUCUGGGACAGGGAGUUGCUGGCCAUUCAUGCAGCAUUCAAGGCGUGGCGGCACUUCCUCAUUGGAGCCAAACACACAGUGCAGGUCCGCACGGACCAUAAAAACCUGGAGUACUGGCGCACGGCAAGGUUCCUGAACCAGAGGCACAUACGAUGGGCGGAGUUCUUUGCGGAUUUCGACUUCAGGAUAGAGUACAUCCCAGGCGACAACAACAUCAUGGCGGAUGCACUGUCCAGAAAGCCGCAAUACCUCGAGGAGGCGGCACCAGCAGCGGCCAAGCACAUUUUCGCACCGAAAGCGUGGGCGUGCGCUUCAGCAACCGUGGACCUGGAUGCUGUACGUCGAGCACUGCAGGAGGACCCCUUCGCGCAAGCAAAGAUGGCAGAGGUGCAAAGGGGCACGGCGGAGGACGACGAGUUCCAGAUACGCGACGGAUUGCUCAUCCGCAGAGGGGCCCUCUACGUACCGGGAGACGACCUCCGCGCGAAAGUACUGCAGCAGUUGCACGACGCACCCACCGCCGGGCACUUUGGCAAAGAGAAGACGGUAGAAUUAGUAGCCAGAGAUUUUUGGUGGCCCAAGAUGCGGGGGGGAAGUCGCGGAUUACGUCUCGAGGUGCGACACCUGCCAAAGGGCCAAGUCAGUGCACAAACCGCCGGCGGGACUGCUCGAACCCCUGCAGACACCGCUCGAACCGUGGGAGAGGGUGGCCCUGGACUUUGUCACGGAUCUACCCAGCUCGAGGGGCAAGACGGCGGUGCUAGUGGUGGUGGACAUGUUCACCAAAAUGGCCCACUUCAUUCCGUGCGCGAAGGUGGCCACGGCGGAACAGACCGCCAAACUGUUCAUAGACCACGUGUUCAGAGUUCACGGUCUGCCACGGUCUAUCCUGUCCGACCGGGGCGACAGUUUAUCUCGAACUUCUGGCAGAAGCUGAUGGGUUUCCUGAACGUCAAGAUCAACCUAGCGUCGGCGAGACACCCGCAGACGAACGGACAAGCGGAGCGAGUCAACGCCAUCAUGCAGCAGUACCUGCGAUGCUACGCAAAUCAGCAGCCGGCAACAUGGGUGGACUACCUGCCGCUCGCUGAGUUCGCCUACAACAACACGAAGCACGUGUCCACGGGGUGACACCGUUCUUCGCCAACAACGGGAGGCAUCCCAGAACCUUCCCGGGAUUAGCGAGAGCGGGGGAGGGGGAGCCACAGGCAGCGGAAGCCUUAGCAUCAGAGUUGCAGGAGGUUCACGAACAGCUUCGGAGGCAGUUAGAACUAGCAAAGCACGCAUACAAACUGCAGGCUGACAAGCACAGGAGGGUUGGGGAAGACAUACAGGUGGGAGACUGGGUUUGGUUAGCAGCCCAGGCAGUGCCGGCCAGAUCGUUAGCGAAGAAGAAGCUAGGGCAUAAGCAGCUAGGACCCUACCAAGUCGAGGCACAGGUCAAUCCAGUGGCCUUCCGGUUGACACUGCCGGAGGGAUCCAGAAUGCACCCAGUUUUCCAUAGAUCAGUGCUCACGCCCUACAAAGCACCUCAUAGAUUUCAGGAGCCAGGAACGGCACCAGACCCGUUCAGGGAAACGCCCACAAGGGGGGGGUCGCCAAGGCGGGAACCCGUCAACGAAGUCACAGAGAUUUUAGACUCGAGAUGGGGCGAGGAGGGAGUGGAAUACCUCCUCGCCAAGGAAGGUACCCCGGCUAGCGCCAACAGUUGGGUGCCAGAUUAUGCUCUGGAGGAAUCUUGGCUCAAGGACGAGUUCCAUGCACUUUUCCCACACAGGCCCAUGCCAGCCGAGUAUUUCGACGACUGGCUUUUUACACCCACAUUUUCAGCUAGCACAUUCCAGGGGUUCACCUCGGACGAGGAACCGGCACUAGAAGCACGUUCCCCGGAGGGAUCACCCUCGGGGUCUGCCUCAGACCGUUCCUAUUGGUGGGACACUCAACCAGAGGAGCAGUGGCGCAGGAAGUGGUUGGGGGGUCCUUGGCAGGCAACGUCCCCGGAGGAGACCGGGGAGAGACGGACAUGGACGUGUUGGGGGAGGACCUUGGGUUCGAGCACGGCGGCAAAGAGAUGGAAGCAGAGGAAAUUGAGGUCGGCGAGAGCACGGAGGACGAGCCGGACUUAUCCGGCUGGAUGCACGCCACGGGGACGAACUGUAUCCGGCACUCACCCCCACAACGACGGAGCACCCAGUACCCACACCUGAAGGAGGGGAGGGGGAAGGGGGGCUUCGAGGGGGAUGGAUGUCAGGGGUUCAGGAGCAGAGGCACAGGAAAGGGAGGAAAUAGAGAGCGAGGGGGAGGAGUCCGAAGGAAAUGUUAGCGAUGACAGCGGUCCGAGGUCUCUGAGUCUUUCCAGCGAAUCGGAAGAUUCACAGAAAGGGGCUCCCUUGGUCAGAGCAAGGUGGGUGCCGAGGGGGACACCCCAGGAAGAAGGGGCCAGAGGGGACUCAGAGAGCAGCAGUUGGAAAUCAGGACCAGCGUCCACACCAGAGUGCAGUAGGGGGGAGGAGUCCCAGGCAUCGGGAUCAGGCGGCGCACUGCCAGUGGGAGGACAUGAGUCAGGAUUGGCCACGCCUCCAUCGGGGAGCGAGGAAACGGUCGAGAGGAAGAUUGAAGGCUGGCGCGCGCGCCCAGUUCAAAUGUACAGGAGGGCGGCGCAGUUGGCAGCCCGGAUAGGGAGCCAGGUCCCAAAGCCCGCCGAAAGAGGGGGAGGAGUCAGGGGGGUCAGCGUCAGAAGAAUCCAGGAAGGAAGGGACCCCGGGGGGUAGCAGGACCCAGAGGAGAAAGGAGAGACGUAAGAGGUGGAGUAAGGCUAGAAUCUUAAACUGGUGUACAGGGGGCGGAGACUCAGAUGGAGCUUCGCCGAUCUAACCCCUAGACGUAGAGCUGGGGCGCUCCGGCUUGAAAAUGGAAACUGUACUUCAAUAAAGACUUUUGUACAUUACUGCCGGCUAGCGUUGGUCCUCUGUGAGCUGGGACCUGGAGCCAGCUCUGACAAUUACUGUUAAUUUUACAAUAAAAAAGAACUUGAAAAAAAUAAUAGAAUACAGUGUUUAUAAAGUAAAGUAAAGUAAGUUGAAAAACAAAAUGAGAUUGAUAUACUGAGAAUAAAUCAGUUCUUUAAAUUUCAGAACAUUUCACAGCAGUAGUUGAUAAUUUGGAGAAAAUAAGUUUUUUUUAUGGUACUUAACCACAUCAGAUCCAGUUUGCUAUAUUGCCAUUUUGUCUCUGUCCUGGUUCUUUUGACUUCAUUAAAAGAAAUUCCCAAAUGUUAUGUGUCCACUAAUUCAAUACCAGGUGUUAUUUGAGAGCUCUAUUUCUAUGCAAGCAGUAUUCCUGCUGCAGCUACCAUGCAAGAAAAUAGUUCUUAAUGUUACUUCCUUGUUGAACCAUCAGUAUAAUUGAAUAACUAUCAUAUCCUAUUUAUGAUUAUGCUAUUUGAACAGGGUCUUCCACCAAAUAGUCCAAAAGGCAGAGCAGUAAACAUCUCAACUAUACCACUGUAGAUUCCAGGCUUACUUUAUUUAUUUAUUUAUUUUUGCAUUUCAGGGAUAAUUCGUCUGAGGGAUGGAUUUCAUGAUCGCUACCCAGUGGAAGAUUACCUGGACUUGUUUGACUUGGCUGCUCAUCAGAUUCAGAGUGUGUUGCAGGGGGACACUGCAAAAGACUCCAGCAAGAUAAUUAUUGGUACAGAAACUACUGCUUAUAGGGGUUUAUGUUGCUGGUAUGAGACUUGCUUUAAUAACAUCGGUGGUUAUCUGUACUAAGAUAAGAGUUCACUGAUCUCCUCUGUAUCUUAGCAAUGUAAGCUAAGUAUACGAUAGCAAAAAUGUGGAUAAGGCAUUUUAUUAGAACAACUUCUGUUGGCAGAAGGGUAAUGCAAGCUUUACAGCAUCAUGAAAGUGUGCCUUCAACUAGUAAUGAAAAGUUGAGCAAACAUCUGUCUGAAAAUAAGAGCAUUAUAAAUCUUUAAUUUUGCACCUUGUUUUCAAUGUAAAUAGAGGCUGUUUAAAAAUGCAUUAAUAUUAUUUAGUUUUUUAUAACACUUUAUAGCACCUUGGCAACAAUAUAGUGUUCAAUGCAACAUGCUGUCCAUCUAAAAUAAAAAAUAACUACAAAGAAAUACAAACAUGCAGAAUCGGGCAAAAAUUUUGUGAAUAAAAAAUACCUUCACUUGCUAGUGAAAUCUAGCUGUGUCCCACUGAUUUAACCACAGUAAAUGACAUCAUAUGAAGCAAAUAAGUAAUCUGAUUAACUUGAUGGGUAUGGAAGAAUAUAUGAGAUAACGUAUAUGGGACUUUAGCUCUAUUGUUUCCCUUAGGAUGCAUUCAGCGCAGGGUUGACCAGAUGUCAAAGAGGACAGCGUCUUUGCACCUUUAAUGGUUGGGUAGGAGAGGGAAUUUCAGGUGGUGUAGUUUGCAUGAGAAGCUAUACUUGCUGAAAUAUCUGUUUCUACACAAUGCUAAAGGCACAGGUUUCCUCUUUUGCUUCUGGUCAUCCUAAUUCAGCAACAGCACUUUGUUUUUUUGGAAGACAGCCUAGGAUAGUUGCAAGUGUGGCAUCAGCAGGCCGGAAACAAAGUCUGCUCAGACUCCACAAAUGCCCUGGGAAACUUUAGGAAAUAAAACUUUUCAUGGAUGGAGAUGUAGUGUUAAUAGGAACCUCCACCUGUAAUUUCUGCCUGCUGUGCUGCUGUUUAGUUAUAUAAAGGAGCCAAAUAUAGCGACACUAAACAUUUGCUAGGCAUAAGAGAUAGGAUAGGUUGGAUUUCCUUCAAGGGACCAAUUUAUUCUACUGUCUACUGAGACUGGGGAAAGUCUAAGGUGUUGUGACCUACGAAAGUUAUUAUGACAUUAUUGACAUAUCCUGACUUUUUAAAUCAAGAAGCUAUUAGGCCUCAUUAUUUUGUUGUGAUAUGAGCAGGUUCACUGCUCUUUCUAUAAACAAAUAUUGUGCCUCAAGUGCUCUUUCUGGACUUUUAUUAUCAAGGACACAUACAAGCUACAGUUUUUAUUUUAUCGUCUCUUCUAAGGGGAAGAAUGCUAAUUCAAAUGGCUAAUGUACUUUUUUUGAGCAAUUGCCUUUGCAAGGAGCUGAACUUUUUGUUAAGGAAAAUGUUUACAUGGCCUCUUCUUAAUAAAGUUUACAAGAAAUCAUCUGAAUUAAUAUGCUCAUUAUAAUGAAUUUUUUUUAUUACCUUGUUAAAAAUACAAUUUAGUCAAGAAUCCAUCUAUAGGAAAUAUGAAAAUCUGAGAUUUUCUUAGGGAGCCACAUUAUUAAACGUCAAAUGAUUAAAAUGGAGAGAUAUAAUUAAAACUAUAAACAUCCCUCUAACUUUACCAGGGAAAGUAAUUUUACAAUCAAAAACAUCUCUGAAUCAAAUCUUUAUUGGGUUGUAAUUAUAUUGCCAGAUGAAGCCAUGGAGGUUUCAGAAGCCCUACACAAGACAUUACCCUUGCAGCUCCAAGCAUUUUAGACAGGGUUUAUUUAUUUUUUAUCCUUAUUAUGAUAAAUUUACCAGAAUGGUUUAUGAAAGCACAACAUGAUUUUUUCCCAUUAAUCUUCUGGCUAAGGACAUUAAAGAGCCAUUUUUAAUGAAAGUAGGCAGUUUCAUCAUAUGUUGUAUGCUUUUAGCGUCUAUGAAAAAUUGGUAUAUUUUGGACUGUGCUGUUCUCAUUUGAUAUAUAAAUGCAGCAGCAUUUAAUUCAUCAUGGGUUAAAUAUGGAUUCCUCCUCACAAACAUUAAUUCGUGUUGUGGUGCUAUGGGGUGGGGGAGAGAGAUGAUGAAACAAUAGAAUCAUGGAAUUUCUGAGUUGGAUGGGAAGUCAAGGGGUUAUCUAAUCUAACCCCCUGAAAUGCAGAAAUAAUAGCUAAAGAAUCUCUGACAGAAGGCCAUCCAACCUUUGUUUAAAAACCUCCUUUGAAAGAGCGUUCAUUACCUUUCAAGUUGUCUGUCCCACUAUUGAAUAGCUCUUACUGUCAGAAAGUUCUUCCUAAUGAUUAGUCAGAAUCACCUUUCUUGUAAUUUGAAUCCAUUGGCUUGGGCCCUAUCCUCAGGAACAGCAGAAAAUAAGCUUGCCCCCUCUUCCAUGUGGUAGCCCUUCAGAUAUUUGAAGAUCAUAGAAUUGUAGAGUUGGAAGGGAUCCCGAGGAUCAUGCAAUCCAACCCCCUACAAUGCAGGAAUCUCAAUUGUAUUUCCUUUCAGUCUCUGCCCAAGACAUACCCAACUCCCUCAACUAUUAAGAAGUGUAUUUUUGGCUGCCAUAGCCAAGAAUAGGAAGUGACCUAGCAUAUUUCAUUUAAUGUUCUGGUCCUGCUCUGCAUUUACAACAGUGCUCAGAAUGAGCCAGUCAUCUAGAGUGACACUGAUCUGCAGCUUUUUGUCAUUCCUAGGAGAGGCGAGUGCUUCGACAAUGUGGGACAACAAUGCUUGGAUUUUCUUCUAUGACAACAGUACAGAAGGGGAGCCUCCAUUCUUAAUACAGGACUUCAUCCAUGCCUUCCAGCCAAAUGCAAAGCUGAUUGUUAUGCUUAGGGAUCCUGUUGAAAGGUUAGCAAACAAUAUUUACAUAGUAUCAAAGAAAUGUAUUUUAUUCUUUUUAUUUGUUCUCAUGGAUGGUUGACAGCUGCCCUCAAAAUUGGUAAGUUGAGAGCAGCAUAACUCACCACCGCAACUCGACUCCAUAAACACUCGUACCACGUCAUUGAAUCCAUUGUUUUUUAAAAACUUGUUUUUAAUAUGGCUAAUACAAUCUGGAAAGCUAUAGUGUUUUUAGUGUAGAAAUGGAUUCUUUAGGAAGCUCUAGAAUAGAGAUGGCUUACCUGUAGCCCAGUAGCCUGAUGCAAUCCCCCAAGACUUCAACAACAUUGGUGACAGCAAUACAGAAAAGAAAAUUUAAAGGAGACAUGGUACGACAGAGGGCAGAGAGGUUUGAACCUCUCCACCCAGCCCUGAUGCAAAUUGCCCCCUCACUAUCAGAUUGAUCAUUUGAUGAGGGGGGCAGUAAGACACCUGCCUCUCCCUGUCAGCUAAUUCAUUUAGCUUACCUUAGGAAGAUGUGUGUGUGCAUGCGAGAGGGUGGAGUAGCCACACCCACCACUGGCAUGUAGCCCUGGACCAAAGGACGAAUGUUCCUUGUUUUGCUUAGUGUUCAGAAUAAGGUGAAUUACAGUCUCCAGUAGCUUUGACUUCCCAUUCUGAAUUAUUUAAUCACAUUUUCAAUCCUGAUUUCCAUAUAUUGGAGAAACUUUGAAUGCCUCUAAUUCUUGAGCAUGAUCUGGGAAAGAGUUAAUACAGUAUGCAAUCUGAACUGAUAAGAGUUGUAAAAUUGAACAAGUAAAACUCCCAUAACAGAUAAUCUUUCAUCUUGUUGACAUUAGCAGAGAUGCAGGUAACUAUGGAAACCGAGAACUGUGUGGAGAUCCCAGUUGCUUAGGGCAAUUUCAGUGUGAAAAAGGCAAAUGUAUCCCAUCUGCUAUAAGGCAUAGAAAUAAAGGUCAACAGGUUUUCCUCCCCUGCACAAGGUAGUGUGUACCUUGGUCAAGAGUCCACUCCAAGUUGUAGUGAAAGAAAAGUAAACACAGUUCUUUAGGAUUUGCUGACAUGUACUCCUUAGCAGUAAUAUGGGAAUAAAUAUUUUAACCCUCUUCACAGGAUUCCACCGGCUUCUUAAUAUCCCUGUUUUUGGUGAGAUAUAAGGACUUGUUUGUCUUGUAUUGCAUGGUCCAAUUCUCACCUUUUUAAAAUGGUAAAGUGAUUUAUUUCAACAGUCACAUGGUAUUCUGUUAUUAUUUAUUCAUAACAUUUCUGUCCUGCUCUUCCUCCUGAAAGAACCCAUGGCAACAGGUACAGACAGUUUUAUGGAACAAUAUAGCACGGUCUUUUCCUAAGGAUUUAAGUAAAAAAGGCUUGAUGAUAUGGUUAAGCUCAGGUCUCAUUAAAUAUAUUCAAAAGACGUCUCAUCAUAUGUAAAAUGACAGAUAAUAGUAAUAUUAUAUUAAGGUCACCACAUCCAGGCUUGGCAUUGGCGUUUGGUGCUCUUACAUCCUGGCAAGGCCCACUAGUGCUGAGGUCUGUUUUUUAUAAUUAGUUUGGGAUAAAUCAGAACAAAGCUUUAAAUUUCAAACAACCAUUCCUCUGAGUAUAUAAAUCAUUAUUAGGAGUGGAUUCCAUGACUUUCAUCCUUUUACUGUUACGGCAGAAAGAGGUGAAACUACAAAGAACUUUGGACAUCUGAGGAAUGCAGGACAGCUGAAAUUCAGUUCCCAACCCUGUUAUUCCAUUGUUUUUUUGGUCAAAGUAUUGCUUAUUUCUAGCUUGAACAUUUGUUUCCUGGAAAUAUUUAAGUUUCCUCAGUUUACUAAAGGCAUGCUCAGUUCUUUUCUUCUUUUGUGUAUAUUUUAGGCAGAGGCUAGCAACAUAUAUUGGAAAGCAAUAUAUGUUGCUCUGCAGGCCCCAGGCAAGGAUAGUAAGGGAAAAUAUCAUCUGUAAUACUCAGCCACAUCUUUUGAUGUGAGCUUAUGCACUCAAAGGCAGUGGUUUUCAAACUGUCCACACUCCACCCCAUGGACCCCUUGAAGAUUGCCCAGGAUCUUGGUGGAUCACUUAAUUAUUUUUUCUGCCUGUUGUAGCAAUUGAAAUGUGCUGUGCUAGAUGCUAUAUGAUUCUUAAUUGUAUUUUAAUUGCUCUUUUUUCUCAUAUGUUGUACUUCAUUGUAUUGCAGUUUGAAUGCCAUAGGAUUCAGAUUGUAAUAUAAUAAAAUGCAAAAUGUGAAACAAAAGAAGCAAUAAAAGUACAAUUCAAAUAUCAAUACUUAUAUUUAAUGUGAUGAAUAUGUCAUCUUCAACUGCAAAUCCACAGACCACCUGGGUGAAGUUUAUGGACCAUAGUUUAGGACCCCCAACUCUAAGGUGUAUUUGUAUUUGUGGUUGUGGUUCUUUUUCUUGGUUCUGUCAGCUAUGAUUUCCAUGCCUUCUCCAUUCCUACCACAAUGCUAUACAGGCAUUUGUGUAAUCCUUGAAAAGAAAAAGUGGUGCAAGGGAGCACAUAGUUGUCUCCCACAAGUCUAUGUGCUCCUCCUUUCUAGCCUCAUGGCACAUAUCUCCCCUUUUGUAUUUAAAAAGAAACAAGCAGGCUUCCCUACCACUGCAAUAUCACUCACUGUUGCUUACUUUUGUGCAAUGAGAAUACUACAGUUGCAGGAUCAGAAGCUUUUCUCUAAGGUGACUUGAGCAAGUCUCCUGCAUCAGUUCUGUUCCCCUCUUCCCCAAGGCUUCAAUGUGCUGGCUUCAGUUCCCAAGGAAUAGUCCUAAAGUUUCUUAGAUAGUGCACUGCUUGUUGCCCUCCUGCCAGGUGUUUGAGAGAAUGCCACAGGUUCAUAUCUGCCUGUUGAAACAUUAACAUAUCAGACCGCUGGUCCAUCUAGCUCAGUCUUGUUGACAGCGACUGAUAACAGCUCUCCGUGAUUUCAAGCAGGAGCUGCUCCCAGCUGUUAUCACUUUUUGUCCUUCAUCUGCCAUUUUGCGGUACACAACAGGUUUCAAUCUGUCUAUUAAAACUAAUGGAGGCAUCAUGUCUGUAUUGAGUUCAAUGGGCACAUUGGAUUUUUGUGAACAUUUUAUUUUCAAGCUCGAAGGCUUUUGUGAGUACUUGAAAAUAAAAUGUUCUCAGUGGAAAUGCUUGGAAAACUCAAAUGAUUUUCAAGUGGAACAUGGGAAUUUUUGUUCAUCUCUAACACAGUGGUGCUGGUUAGAACAGAGCUGGAGGGUCAAACUCAGCAGACUGAACAAGAGAGACUCUAUAUAUAGGAGGGCUAGCUUACCACAUUUGUGAAGUAAUACACAUUAGCAUCUAAAGAGAAGGGGGGUCGGGGUAUAAAACUAUUAAAGAGGCUAUAAUUACUUGCACCACUGGUUGAAAAUAGUAACUUGUGGAAUUUAGGAAUGAGAUUAUUUUUGUAGGGAAAUGAUAACUUUUAUCCCUAUUUAAAGGUUCCGUUCAUAUGCUGUUUCUGAUCAGCUUAAACUUAGGGAGAGCUGUGGAUUCAUACAAGAUCACAUGUUCUUUUCCUCAUACAAGGGAAGAUGUAAAUCUUAAACUGGCCCAUUGUGACAUUAAAUUCCUAGUAAGAAGUUUUAGUCAUGCCAUAUUCAAAUAAAUGGAUGAACGUAUGGUUCAUUCAUUUCCCCCCUGUGAAAAGGAGGUACAUUGGGAAGUAGGGGAGGAAGUAAAAUCUCAUCGGGCUCAUAGACUAUUUGCCUUGUCUCAUUUGAUUUGUGUCCAUAGCUCUGCCUCUUUCCAGAUCAGUCAUUUUUACAAAAUGGGAGAAAAGGUGGUAAAUCAGUUUCCAGUGCCAUCAGCAUUUCAUGCAUCAUGGCCACAUAUAUAAAAAUCAAAUAUCAGAAUGUAAAUUGGCUUUUAAUUUCUUUUUUCUUUUUUGAAAGAUAGUCAUAGGGAAAACACACUACCACCUGCUGUGAAUGUUUUCCUUAUUAGAAUUCUAUUCUCAUCAGCAGCACUAUAUAGAAUAAGAGCUGUCAGCAGUAGUGCUCCCCAUUGCCCAAGUCACCUCAUGGCCCCCUGCAUGGCAGACAGUGCACUGUUGACUUGAUAAAUAUAUUUUGUGGGCUCUGAAUGUUAACAGAUGGUAAUUGUAUGCAAGAGAGCUGGAUAAAGUGGCUUUCUUCUGUAAAUGAUCUGGAAAUGCUCUGCAAUAUGACUCUAAUAUUCACCAGCUGUUGCUUUAGUGUCUGUCUCAUAUCGUAAUAUACCCCUUAACUUGGGAGAUACCAAUUUUGUCCACUUGUAAUGGAUACAGUUUCCAUUACAAUAGAUUGUGCUUUUUCUCUCACCACGGGAUAAAUCUAACCCUAUAUGUAUUGCUGAAUUGUAAAUUCUUUAUUCCUGACAGCCAAGUAGCAUAACUGUGCCUUGCUAUAAUGUAAAUAUUUGAUGGGUAGAGCCACAUGCUGGUUUCAUCCUAACCUAAGGGAGGUUACACCAAUAUUAUUGUUACUAUUUAUUUAAUUGUUUUGGGGUUUUCUUUAGAGGAAUGCUGUAGGGAUGGAGAAAGAAAAACUAAGAGUCCUAAACUGGACUGGAGUUAAAUGUGUUUUAUGUCUAGAAAAGUUGUGCACUGAUAUACAGCAUUGCUUCCCCCUGUAAACUAAUUGACUUCCAGUCAUUUUGAGCCAUGGAAUUCUAUAAUGAUGGAUCACAUAGCUCAGCUGUAAAUAUCUUCAGAGAUAUUAGUAUUUGGCCAAAAGAGAAUCUGAGUUAUCUUGGGUGCUGGAAGAGAAUACAAUGGCCAUAGUUGUGGUAAUGCCUAGAUAUUCCUCAUUGGUGCUAUUCCCCUUAAUAUUCCAGCAGUAGCUGCAGUGCACAUAUUUUCCUUUUCUAGAAUCUGCACGAAUAAGGGGAUUCAUACAGCAAUUUAUUUAAUAGUUUAAACUUAGAAAUGCAACAGAACACUAUGGCAGCUGAACUUGCAGUUGCUCUUCUCCGGCCCAGCACUUCAUGUGACUGUUGUGUUAUGGCAUGCCUGCUCACUCACUUUUCCUUUCCAAUGCCUUUGUUUUCCUUCUCUUUUCCCUCUGGCAUUAGAGAGACAAGCAGGCAGCUACCAUGCAGCUGCAUGUUUCCUUAGUUGUGGAAAAACACAUUUCUGUACCAUGACAACACAGAGGGAAGAGGAACAGUCACACUGUUGAGAGCUGCAGGCCCAUGUGACCACCCGUGAACAUUUAUUUAAAGCUUGGUUCAGCCUUUCAUUUUUGCUAUCAUUAAACAGCUUCCGCAAAAUUGUUAACAUAGGGAACACAUCAAGAACCAAGUAUUUAUGCUGAUAGAAUUGAAAUAUGGAACUGUGCUUGAAAGAAAUGGUUCCACUUUUUAUGCUAGGUUCCAUUUCCUCUGCAAUCUUUUCUGAUGAAGAGGCAGUCAUGUGCACCUACACUUAAUUGUGAUAGAUUAUGGCAGUUGGUAACAGCAUCAAGUGAGCCAUAAGUAGCAAGAGCAGCUGAAAUUCUCAUCAGCAAAGAUUUGUUUUUUAUAAAGAUGUCCCACAAUGCAAAAUAAAUAAGGAAAUAUCCUACAACUUAUACAGAUUUCAUUAGAAUAUGAGAAUCUCCUGACAAGGAGUUUGUGGACACUCCACUGUCUACAUGGAGUUCCCUUUCUGUACCAUAGUUUAAUCACUAAACUGUGUAGGGUGUGCUUCAGACUUGCACACUCCCAUCUCUUCUCCCCUGCAUCUGGGAGAAGGACUUCCUAAGCUUUUCAUUUUAAUAAACCCUUUAGUUAGCUAACAGUUUUAACCUCCUUUUCUCUGAGGCAGGGACUGUGGUAUAACUCUAAUCAUGGUACGUCUCAAAAACAUAGGAAGUUGUAACCUUGGUUUCUGAAGCUGUACUGCUUCAAUAAACCAUAGUCAAUGUGAACCAGGUUCCUUAGUUCAGCAAAAUCUUGCAAAGUCCCCCUCUUGGCCUUGCAGAGGGAGGGGAGUUUUGAGAGCUCAAGGCUUGUGCAUAAACCGUAUUUUAUCUGGACAUAGAAACAUGACAUAUGUAUCUCUAACAACUCUUGGGAAAAUCAAUUUCAUUCCCUCUUUGGAGAAAUGUUCUACCAAGAGAAACUAAGGCUGCAAUCUUAAUCCAUACUUACCUGGGAGUAUGUCCCACUGAUCUCUGAGACUUAAUUUUGAGUAGACACAUAUAUAGGAUUCUGUUGUGACACACAUACAUAAACAGACUAUUCAGGAAAAGGUCAUCAGAAAGAAGAUUGAUUUCAGUUAAGGGGUUUGGAGAAGGAGAUAGGACCCUUUCUAAAGGUCAUUGUACUUAACCAAGAUAUAGGCAUGAGUUUCCUGAAAUGGGAAAAUUGGUUAUAAGAAUCUGAUUGGUCUUUUAAGAUAUAUAUUUUAGUGAAUUGUUUUUGUUUUAAAAAAGUAUAACUGAUAGACCAUUGACAGAGCAUACUGUGCUGGGCAUAGUUCUGCUAAUAUUCAGACAAGUGAUAACAACAGAAAGCACACAGAGAGAAACAUAUUUGAAGUUGAUUAUAAUAAAAAUGAAUGACAGAUCCCUGGUUUUUUGAGGAAUGUCCCUUGGUAUCAAGAUAAACCCAUAACAGCUAAUAUUUUGCUUAAGUGCAAAGAUUAGCAUUGCAUAAUAGUAAUAUCAAUUUAGGGUUACCAUAUUUCAGAAAGUGAAAAUCUGGACAGGAAAGUUGUUAAGCUCCCCCCCCUUUUUUUGGAAGUUUUUGAGCUAUUUUUAAAUGACACUCCCAGCACGGGUUGCCAUAUGUUCAGAUUAUCCCAGACAUUAAAGUAAUUUCUGCCCUAUCACAAUUGUGACUAGCUUUAGUUGCAAUUCUUAUUUCUUGAUCCUAAACUCUAGGGGGUAACUUCAUGGUUAUGUAAGUACAGAAAGCUGAUGCCCUCCUAUAAGAUUAGAUUUUAAUUCUGAGACAGAAUUUCAUACUCGUGUUCUAUUUUGGAAUGGAUAUGUAUUGUUGUGGAUAUGGAUAUGUUGUUUAUUUUUAUCUGUUUAAGUUCCCUGCCAUCUUCAGCAAGCAUAAAGAAACUGCAGUCCUCCAGAUCUUGUUAAACCACAACUCCCAUUAGCCCUAGCCAGCAUGAUUGGUAGCCCAUCAACAUCUGGAUGGCCACAGGUUCCCCACCUCUGAUCUAGAGAAUGUGAUUAAAUGGUGUUGGCAAGAAAGAGCCAUCUAAAUGAGCCGCAUAUGCCAGCCAUCCUUUUGGCUCACUUUCUUGGCCACCUUCUCGCCUGUCUAACCUAGAUAGCAAGCGCUAUUAGCUAGCACUGAUGUUACUCAAGGCAGAAAUUGCAAACUUCACCUUUCUCGUCUCGAUUUCUUUUGAUAAUGUGCUUUUAGUGAGCUCUAACCUUCUUCUACACACACAUUUCUGCAGGGAAAGGGGGGGGGAAUUGUUUAUGUUUCAAAGUGCCGCAUUUAAUGAAUCGGCUGGCUCCAUCCUUCCUGUUUUUCUCAUAUCUUCCAGUUUCACAGCCAACUAUUUCAUGCACAGUAAAACAGGCGGCUGCCUAAGGCAGCAAAAUAUUAAGCACAGCCAAAUAUUCAGCACGGCUGUAUUGUCAGUGAAAUAUAAGCUGGGAGUGGCACAUUUUUCUGUUUGUUUACAUUACACCUACAGACAGAGCUUCCCAUUCGUACAUGGCUCUGUUGUUAUAACAUACCACACAGAGACACAGCAGUUAGUGAGACCCUCCUUUCCCACCUCUGGCUGUUCUGACAUCUCUGCUGCACUCUCUUUUCCUCCUUCUCAUGAAAAUCAAUAGAGUUUUUAUUCGUCACAUGAAAGGAAGGGGGGAUACCUUUCAAAGUAAACAAGCUUGAAGCUGCUAGCAGGUGUUUUACCUUAAAACAUCUUUUAAAGCUAAAGAUGACAGCGGGCUGUAUCAAAAUUCCAAGGUCAAAGUGGUUCCUAGGGAUGAGUGUGACUUUGUGUAGCAGGCACAGGUCAAGGAAGGGGCCACAGCAGGAGGGAAUCAACAGAUAGUGAGACCAGAGGAGAGGUGGCUGAAAAAGAGUGUUCAGUGGGCACUGGACUGGAAAAGAAGACCCUGAAGGAAGGGUAUUUGGAGGUGAGGGAGGCUUGAGAGUAAGAUAACUGAAGAUGGGGAAUCGAAGAAAGGAGUGACUAAUAAGCAAGCAAGACUAAUGAGAGUGGCCAUGCGACUGGGAUAAUCAAUAUAAAAGUGGUAGCAAAAGCUACAAGAAUGAAUAAGAGCAGCAAGGAAUAUAGUCUACAAGGAGCAAUAUGGGGUCAAGAUCUGAAUCGUGUGGUUCAUAUGGCUAGUUUGAGAGAUAAAAAUGGUAAGUUAGCAAAGAGAAGACAAGUAAUAGUAUUAUUAGAUCUUGUUCCUGUAAUAUUUUUUUCUCAUCUGACUCCCCUGGCAUGACCAAAGAGAUGGAGGGAAGAUGUUUGGGAAGUACACUCCACUAAAGUGAGGUAUUUGUAGGAUUCCUUUGCCAGGUAGGCAACUUGGAUCAGCCUGGCAUUUCAGUUUAAUUUUCUUCGGAAUGGAGCUGUGAGACUUCUGCUGGAAUAAACAAUAAUUAAAGCACAGCCUUACUAUACAAAUAGCACUCUUCCUUUUCUUUUCUUGCCUGGACAAUAGCUAUUGGUUUAUUACUAUGAUGAUGAUGAUGUGGGAUGGCUUAGCUGCAAUUGUGCUUCAAUUGUUCCUGUGUUAUUUCAUUUACAGAUUGUAUUCUGAUUAUCUUUACUUUGCAAGUGCUAACAAAUCUGUAGAAGACUUCCAUGAAAAAGUGGCUGAAUCACUGCAGCUCUUUGAAAAUUGCCUGGCAGAUUACUCCCUGAGAGCCUGUGUGUACAACAACACCAUUAACAAUGCCAUGCCCGUACGUACAUUUCAGUUCUCACUUGAUAUGAUUCUUAGACAAUAGAAUUUCAUGAAGCUGGUAUUAUCAUAUUAGAGUAUGUAACAAAUACAUUAUAGAAUGAAAAAAACCCACCAGAAAAAACCACUAUCUUAAUAAACUUGUGUUUGAACCUGGUGGUUCAUAUGACAAAGUCUUUCUGCUUAAAAACAAAUCCAUCCACACAGAAGACAAAAGGCUGGAUCUAAUUCUAAAUUGGGGAUUUAACUGUUUAUCUUUGGUAAGAAAGGAGCAUUCCAUCAAGUGAGCACCCAGCUAGAGCAUUAAUGGGUGCAUUCAUGUACUAUCCCCUUUCUCCCCUGUGAGGAACCUUUACAGCAUUUGGGUCUUUUUAGUCUGGAGGGAAAGGGAAGUAAAGGGGAACAUGAUAGAGGUGUAUAGAAUUAUGCAUGGCAUAAUGAAAAUGAAGAUGGGGGCAUUUUUCUACUUUGCUCAGAACACUGGUCUAGAACAAGAGACUAUCCAAUGAAGCUGAAUGUUGGAAAGUCAGAAGUACUUCUUCACACAAUGCAUAAUUAAGAUAUAAAAUUUGCUGCCACAAGAUAGGGCUUUCAAAGGGGAUUAAACAAAUCUAAUGGUUGUUCGCCAUGGUGGCUGCAUGCUGCCUCCAGUAUCGGAGGGCAGCAUACCAGAUGAGGGAGAAGUAUCACCUCCCCACUGGGCUUCCCUGAUGCAUGUAUGCCAGGGUUGCCAACUUUUCUGGUUCCGUGGGCACAUUUGCAAACCAGAUAAACUGUUGUGGGUACAAUGGAAGUGCUGCAGCUGUACACAUGAGCCCUGAAAGGAUGCACAACACAUGCACACUCACUUUCUCCCCAUCUCAAUUUAGGCUUUAAAAAUGUUUUUUGCUGUCUUUCAAGCCUACUAUGGGUGCAGAGGCGGAGAUAAGAAGUUAACCUUCCAAAGUCUAAUUUCAGGAAUGGGAGUCAUCUGCUAUAGCACAUACGGUGACCCAUGAGUAUGUCACAUUCCUGCAAUAAAGCUAUGCCUUGCAUAAUCUCACUUAUUGUUGUCUGCCAUGGCCAAUUCAUUUGGAGUGUUUUCUUAAAACAAUAAUUUAUUUUGUUUUUCAUUCUUUUAGGUAAGGCUCCAGGUUGGUCUGUAUGUUGUUUUUCUCUUGGACUGGCUGACAGUUUUUAAUAAAGAUCAAAUACUAGUUCUCCGCUUGGAGGAUCAUGCAUCCAACGUUAAGUUUACUAUGCACAUGGUGUUCCAGUUCCUGGAUUUAGGUAGGAAAUUUUCUGACCUUUCUGAUUAAAGCACAUUUAAUGAAAUUGCCCUGUUUUUCUAAGGCUCUGCUUCAGCCCCCUUCCUAAAUCUGCUCUCAGACGGUCCCUGGUAAUUGCUCUGUAGUUAGAUCACAUAUAUUCAAAUUUAAAGAAAAACAAGUUGCUUAAAUUUAGCCAUUCUUUGUAUCUUAACCAAGAGGUAUUCUAUUUUAAAUUUAAUUUUAAUCCACAGGUUCAUGUUACCUUUGGGUCACUUGCCACAUGCUUUCCUAUACAGAUUGUAUAAGACUAUUGCAUUUAAGAAUGUUGCAUGUUCAUUGUAAGAACUGGCAGAUGUACAGACCUAUGAAGUAGUGCAGUUGCAUCAAGUUAUGGCGGCACACCCCCCCUCCACAUGGAGCAAUUUAGUGAUUAUCUAUAUCAAAAAUGGCCUUCAGUGAACCAUUUCUAUGUGGAAACUGAUCAACAUGUGCUGCUAUGCUAAAUAGCAGCCUUUAGGUCAGGCUUGGGAAUCAGGCAUGGGGAACCAUGGCCCACAGGCUAAAUUAGGCCCACCAGGGAUUCUAAUUUGGCCCAUGAGGCCAUUUUUUCUUUUGCCAUGUCCACAUGCUGUCAUCUGUGGGUAAGGGAAAGCUGCAGCUGCAAAGGAACAAUCGGGAGCAUUUGAGUGUGGUUCCAAUUGUUCCCCUACAAAUGGGACUUGGGUUUGGUGUUUUUUGUUUAAAUGGCACCGAUGUAAGUCCUGCUGGGAACUGCUCCAUUUAGGAGCUCCCAAGUGGAGCUGAUUCCUGGGCUUGUAUUCAGCUCCACCCAGAUGUCAAAGUGGCCUACCUCUGCUUUAGAUCAUCAAAAGGUUGCAGCAUGUAAUAUAUUUCAAAAGUGAAUUGCUAUCAUUUUUGCAUGAGGGUGUGCUGGACCUCUAUGCAUGAGUGACAUAAAUGCUUCCUGACAUCAGGAGCUCCAUCAUAAGAGGACAACUUUUAAGAAAAAAGGAGAAGGAAUGUACAUUCAUGAUUAUUUUAUGCUAAAUUGUUCCGAGAAAACAAUCAGCCAUAAGGAUUUAUUCUGUUUGGAUGAAGGUUGGUUUAGACAUUUUAAAAAUAGAUGAACAAUUCAUACUGCUUACGAUGCAAAAUGAUUUAAGUGAUACAUGGGGGAUGGAAUCAUCUUAUGUUUUAAAUGCAGUUAAUUUUUAAGCAUUUAAAAACUGUCUAAAUGCUACAGAACAUAACCUGGAGUAGAACAGUUACAUUAAACUUGUAUUAAUAUGUGGGAAUUAGGGUGUUGAGCUAGAACGAUCCAGCACCAGCAGGGAAUUAUUUUUUUUACAUUGUGUAAAGAAAGAAAAGAACACAUAUUUACUUAGAAUGGCUUGUACACUACAGCUUGCAAGUGGAACAGGAGCCACACUCUUCAUGUUUUCACAUGGUCCCUUUGCACUAACAUACCUAGGGUUGUAUCCAGCUAAGUUCUAUUCAGAGUAGACUCACUGAAAUUAAAGGCCCAAAGUUAAUUAUAUCCAAUCUUUUCAAUGGGCCUACUCUUGAGUAGGACAAAAUGGUUAGAACUCCUAUUUCUGCAUCUCAAGAUCAUGCUCCUAAGGGGCAAACAAUGUUCUGAGGUUAAAUGCAGGCAAGCAUUCAAUAUGUAUGAAUUCCCUUCCUUAAAUAGUAUGAGAAUGGGAAUGUAAGUGAACAUAACCAGAGCCAUUGUGCAAGAGAAGGGUAGAAUUAACCCUUUCCUCACAUAAUGAAGUCGCACUGAAAAAGGUCCUUAAUGACAACUUCAAGGAGCAUAAGGCUAUCAGUGGCUACUAGCCAUGAUGACAAUGUUCUGUCUCCACUGUUGGAGACAGCAGGCUUCUGAAUACCAGUUUCCGGGAAUCACAAGUAGGGAGUGUGUUGUUGUGCUCAAGUCCUGCUUCUAGGCUUUCCACAAGCAUCUGGUUUGCUACUGUGAGAACAGGGCACAGGACUAGAUGUGCCUUUGGCCUGAUCCAGCAGAGAGCUCUUCUUCAUAUAUGUUCUUUCCAAAGCUGCUAUAUUAGCCCUAGCAGAGAAGUUUCCAUUGGCAUCAAUAGCAGUUGCGGAUGGGGGUACAUCACAGCAUGUACAGAAAAGGCUAAGCUUCCUCUCUACAUUCCAUGGGGCUGUAUCUUGCUUAUCCCUACCAGCCGAAAAGAACAAAAGAACAACAAUUUAAAAACCAAAAUCUUGUAUAGUAAAUGCUUGCAAACAUUUCAUGCCAUGUAUAGUUUGGUCCUAAUAGAAGGGAUGGUGUGUGCUUCAGGCACUGCCAAGAAGUCAUGCUUCCUGUUCAGACAACAAGCUAUAAUGUCCAAAAGCCACGUUUAUACAUCUCAUGUCACUUAAUUUGGAAAUGUUUGAGGAAAUGCAUUACAGAAAGCUAUACAAGCAUAUUUUGUGGUUAUCUUUUUCCUUUUCUUAAUUUUACUACAGGUGCUCUAAGUGAAAAAGAAGAAGCUCUAAUUACCAAAAGUCCUGCAUCAAACACUAGGAGGCCUGAAGAUCGCAAUUUGGGCCCUAUGUUACCUAUCACAAAGGAAAUUCUACGAGAUUUCUAUCAGCCUUUCAACACAAAACUGGCUCAAGUUCUUUCUGAUGAAGCUUUUUUAUGGAAAAAAUCCUGAUGUGUCAAUUCCGGUGCCACAAACACAGUGCUUGGGAUUAUUUUUAAAUCUUGUUUUCAGGUGCAAGCAAUUGCCCACUCUGAGGCCAAGCAAGCCUACUGCAGUUAAAUCUUUGUCUCCAUGUUCAGCAUACAAUAUGUCAAUGAAGUUAUAUCAGAUUUGCCAUAGAAGAACAUUAAGCUCUAUCAAUGUCUUUUGUAAACUUUUCUCUCUCUCAGCAAACAGUGCACCAAUAGCCUUGAUAUGAAGCAGUCUCGCAUUCUGUGGUUAUGGUUUUUGAAAUGCCAUUUUAAAGCUAUUGUUACAGUACAGAAAGCACUAGCCACCUAAAAAUGCACAUUCAUUCUACUUUUUAAGAUAUGUCUUGCAUUCUUUUGAAACUAUUCAAAACAGCUUUUUAACCAUUAAAAGUUAAUUGAUUUUCAUCUGGAAGUCUGUUUUUAAUUUCAACAAACUCUUCAAUAUGUGUUCUCUUUGCCCAUAAUAAACCUAUUGAAUCUGCCUGAGCUGUGUAACUUAAUUCAAAACCAAGUAACUUUUUAAUGGAUGAUUGUGUUUUAGUAAGCCCAGAGCAGAAUGAAUCCUUCCCCUGUAACAGUGAUCAAGAGAAGAAAUUUCUCAAUGGUGACUUACUCUAAAAUAUUAAUUGAAAAGAGGGCUGACUUUCAAACUGAUGUAAGAAUAUGAUCCAAUCAUAAAAAGUUUACAAUCAAAUAAAAUAAAAGAAGAGGGAGGGAAAUUAUUAACUUUGCUUUUUGUUUUGUAUAGUUAUGUGCUGUUUCUAUCCCUAUGCAAUAUGGGCCUCAUCCAAAAGCUAAGAGCAGAUCUAGCUAUAGAAUUACAAUAUUCCACUGAAGUACACAGCCUAAAAUCCUGAUGAUUAGGCCUGAUUAUUAAGAAUGGCCACAUACUAGGACAAAGUAGUUUGGGCCACCAAACAUGCACUCGCUCUAACUUUUGUAUGCAUACACACAGAAUACAAAUUCCCCACACAUACUCAUACACACACAAAUUCAUGCAUACACAUAUUGAGUUGACUUCCCUCACUAUCCAUUCUAGACCAAUGAGUUUUUUUUAUUUGCUCCUUGAGCCUUCCAGCCAAGGAACUGCUCAAGGUCCAAGUAAUUCAUUCUGAAGUAGUACUUAUUCACAUUAUCUCCCCCUCAUGCAGGGGAAGCCCCUAUCUGAACAAGGGUUUGAGACCCAUUGGCUACCCUCAACUGGUUUAGUCGGCCAGUCAAAGCAGUUUCCUGGGAUGUGGCCUCUGUCACAUGCUAACAGCUUCUAGGAGCCACAGGUGAGAGUUGAGUGCAGGGUGGGAACCAAAGACAGACAAACUACUCUAGAAGGAGCACGAUGAUUCCCCCACCAGAGAUACUACCCCUUCUCAACACCCCAUAUACCCUUCUCAAUGGCUACUAGUUAAAAAAAUGUUUUGCAUGAG